GUCGUGCGCGGUCACCGUGUAUACAUUCCAUAUUCAAGCGUUCCAUAUGCGCGCGCUCUUUGUACAUAGACAUAUGCAUUAUUCGCACACACGCAUGUGCACAGUGCCGUCGCGGGCGUGCGCGCACACCUCCGACGCGAACUGUACGUAGGUGCGUACUCCGCCGGCGUGGGUGCUGACGGAGGGUGGCUCGGCCCAAGGUGCGCUCCGGAGGGUGCAGUUCGUCGAUCCGCUUGACGCGACGGUCGAGCGAGUGACGUCGGCGCUCGUCGUCGUUCGUCGUCGCCGCCGUCGCCGUCGUCGUCGUCGUCAUCGUGCGCUCCGACUGACAGUCACCGGGAGAUCGGGCAGGUGACGUCGGCGCGAACACGGCAUACGCGACUCCGGUGAAUGGGGUGUGGUGUCGGCGGAGCAGGUGUCGAACCGCCAGAGUCCUUUAGGGCGUGAAACUGGGGCGGAAGGAGAGAGAUACGACGGUUCUCACGCGCUGUCCCGUCGAGCGAGGCAGCGCCGGCUGUUGAUUCUCCAAGUUCGAUGACGAUGAAGUAGGAGCAACGGGCCACUCCUCGAGAGCAUGUCGCGAGCAACUCCACCCAGAGACAGUCCAACCCCGCCAAGGGUGGACAGCCCAGGCGGUGGUAGCCCGAGGACGCCACGUGGUGGCCGACUGCGCGACCGGGUGAGCUUCUUCGAGCAGGUCUGGUCUACCGGGCGUUGUCCAAGCGCCGAGGAUCUCCUGCAGGACACCGAGGCGCGCAGGUCGUCCUUCCGCUCGCCGACGCACCGGCGAUCCUCCUCCAGGGCGAGUGACUCUUCCUUCGAGGAGAGCUUCGAGAGAUUGGUGGAGGAGGGCGAGUUGAACGGCGCCAAGGUGGUGAAGUUCGAGAAGAUCACCGUGAGGAAAAGCAUACGGGAGAUCAGCUCGAGCGCGAGCAAUGGUGACUCCGUGCUGGCGGUUCAGCAGCGCGCUACGGCCGCUCUGACAGAGUCCAGCAGGACCCCGAGCGAGGAGCACGCUCUUGAGGACUCGGCUUAUCAGAGUCACAGCCAUGGUGUGCACAGUCACGGUAGCAAGUCCAGCUCGGUCACAUCGUUCACACGAUUCCCCUCAGAGGAGAGCCUGUCGCAGCGUAGAUCCAGCAGCCCCCGGCAGCAGCUGGGCCAGCCGGACGACAGGCCACCCUCGGAGUGGUACGCGGAAUACCGCAGCCAGAGCUUCCAGAAUGUCGCCGCGAGGAUGGACUAUGUGCGCAGCAGGAGCGAGUAUGACGCACACAUAGCCGAAAUUAAAGAUGAGCAAGAACGCGUGCAGAAAAAAACCUUCGUGAACUGGAUCAACUCCUACCUGUCGAAGAGAACCCCGGCGCUUCGGGUCGACGACUUAAUCGAGGAUCUGAAAGACGGUACGCGCCUUCUCGCCCUACUCGAAGUUCUCUCAGGAGAGAAGCUGCCUGUGGAGAGAGGCCGUAACCUAAAGAGACCGCAUUUCCUCAGUAACGCCAAUACAGCGCUACAAUUUUUGCAGAGCAAGAAAAUCAAAUUAGUGAACAUCAAUUCGUCCGAUUUGGUGGAUGGACGGCCGCCAGUAGUGCUGGGUCUGAUAUGGACCAUCAUCUUGUACUUCCAGCUACGGUCGAAGGAUCGCAAGCGGAUCGAGGAGAACACGAGAGCCCUCGAGUACCUUGGGCAGACCUGGGGAAGUCAGAGCAGCCUCGAGAGCCUCGGCACUCAAGGCUCGGCGGCGAGCGAGAGGAGACGCAUCAGCAGCGAAAAGUGGAAGCAGGGUGCGCGAAAGACUUUGCUCCAAUGGGUCACCAAUGCCUUGCCCAAGGACGUCGGUAUCCAAGUUCGAGACUUCGGCGAAAGUUGGAGAGACGGAAAUGCCUUCUUAGCAAUCAUCAACGCCAUCAAAGCGAACUUGGUGAACAUAGCGGCCAUGAGAGAAAGGUCGAACAGACAUCGCCUGGAAGCGGCUUUCCAAGUUGCCGAGGUCGAGCUGGGCAUCGCGCGAUUGUUGGAUCCUGAAGACGUAGACGUGCCACAGCCCGAUGAGAAAUCAAUCAUGACAUACGUUGCCCAAUUUUUACACAAGUAUCCGGAGCCGGGGAACACGGGUCCGGAUUCAUUCGCGGCUAUACAGGAAGAAUACAACGGUCUACUGAAUUGGCUGAAGGAAAGAGUUAGGCAUCUCGAGCAACUUGACAGGACCAAUGCCUUCCCGCCAAGUUAUCCGGAAUAUAUGCUCUUCAGAGCGGAAGCUGAUGAGAAAUCAAUUAUAUACAAGAAGAUGCAAAGUUUGGUCGAUACGCCCAGCAUGAUAAGCAUCACACGGGAUUCUUGGAGACACAUACAAACGUUGUGGCAACAAAUGGAACUCCUCAUGUUACACUGGCUCUGGUUACUGGAUUCGGCGUUACCGGGCGAAUUAGGAGAAGCUGGUAGAUGGCUGGCGAGAGCCGAAGCUCUCUUGCACUCAGACAACGACAUACCGGACGAAAUGACGGAGGGAACGGCGAACAUAAUAUCAAACAAGCUGGAAGAUCACAAGAAAUUCUUCCUCGACCUGCCGGCCAUAACGGAGAAAUUCCAGCACGCCAAAAACUCACCGUUGGCCCGACAAGUUCAGCCUGAACAACUGGAGAGCAUGUCUGCACGUUUCGACAGUUUGCCCGUACGCGCUGCCAAGAGAAGAGUGAAACUGAAGUUCCUGGAGCACAAAUGCUGCCUGGUUGCUUUCCUGUACCUCGUGGAGACCAAAUUGAAAGGCUGGAAUGUUAAAUACGGCACGGAGGAGAAGGUUCACCAGAUGCUGGAGCAAUAUCGCAACUUUGUCUCGCGAAACAGAAUAUUCCAGGAAUUUCAAAAGGCCUACUUGGACAUGCAGCAGGUCGCCGAGGAGUACAAGCGCGAUGGCGAUAUUGACCGGGAAGAGAGUCUUAAUAUCGAUCGCUUUAUGCGAGAGACAGCCGAAAAGUGGAAGAACGUGUCGAUGGACCUGCGCUGCGCUCAAAGCAUGCUCGAGGAGGUAGUCGCUUAUUGGCGUCGUUGGACUAUUGUUUCGGACGAGUUCGAAGCGUGGUUAUUGCGCGCUGAGCCCGCGUUAAAUCUGCCAGAGGACGAGCGGAUGGAAUUCUUCCAGGAUAUAAGCGUAUGGAAAGACAAGCAUCAGCAACUGUCGGAUACUGUGAGCUUCUUAAUCGCCACGUCCGACGAACCAGUAGCGUUUCGCCUGAAGGAGCGUUAUACGAAUCUAACGUCCAGAUGGGAGCGACUCUUCCAAGAGGCCAAGCAAUAUAUGCACGCGGGCGAUCUCAUCCGAACGAGAAAGGACUACAAGGCUGGAAUAGAGGCUCUUCAGAGUUGGCUGAGAGACGCCGAGGCUGCCUUAACGACCACCGGGCUCAGCUCGACAGAACGGAUCAAAGCCUAUGGAGAAAAACUGCAAACUCUUCACAACGAGGUUGAGGAUAUUGAGGAUCUCUUUAAAAAUAUCAGCAAGAAGUUCCAGACUCUCAUUCAAGAUCUGUCUCGCGACGAGGUUGACAAGAUGAUGAAUACCCUAAAGAAGGAGAAGGAAGCACUUGUUAAGGUGCGCGCUUUGAUACCUAUGCAGCUACACUUGUAUCAUCAAUUAUUGGUACAGCAGGAGUCGCUGGAAGCCGGCCAGAAGGAGAUAUCCGCGUGGUUGGACGAGGCCGAGAACUUUUUGGCCAGUAUGAAUCUCGCGGGUGGCAGGGAUGCUGCUUUAGCUCAGUUGGAUCGUCAUAAAGUCUUCUUUUCGAGAACACUCUAUUACAAAUCCAUGCUGGAGUCCAAGAACAAGGUAUUCGCGAGCAUUGUCAAGGCCGUCGACAGUCACGCCGAUGUGGAAACAGCCGAAGGCGGCGCUACUUUGAGGAAACUUAAUGAUCGAUUCGUCAAAGUCUCUCAGGAGGCGCAAAUCUGGGAACAACGCCUGCAGGAAUCCAUACGACGUUGGACGAAGUUCAAGGAGUGCGACAGACAAAUCUCCGAGUGGUUAUCGGUCGCGGAGACGAUGGUCAACGACAAGCACAUUGACAAUCGUCAAUCCGUCGAGUAUCACAAGAACUUCUUCGGCAAAGUGAACGAAAAGUGGAUACAGGACCUCGUGAAAGCCGGUCAAGAUCUCCGCAAUGCACUGCCAGUCGAGCAGCAGCUCUCCAUCGCAAAUACAGUGGAAGCUCUGCAGAAUCGUUGGAGAGAAGUCCUCACCUUCGCGCCGCUUCAUCUGAUGAGACUCGAAUUUCGUUUGGACGAAGCUAGCUUCCUUCAGUAUCUCAAAGAGAUCGAAAUGGAGAUCAGUUCGGAGCAACAAGCGCUUAUUAACAACGACGACGUGGAUAGCAUUCAACAGCGCAUUCAGGACUUCUUCCUAAACCGUAGCGCGAAGGUCCUCGAGAUCGAACGCUGUUUGCAGACUUUGAAAAAGAUCAGCGACGCCUACAGCAAACUCAAGCCGGGCGAUAGCAGUCUCGCUGAUGCCACGCAAAAUGCCGAACAUCUGUGGGAAGCGACCAUGCAGAAAGUGGAAAAUCUGAAGAAGAAAUUGCGUGAAGUCCUGCAACAAUGGACGACUUACAGACAGAAGUUUGACGAAAUGGUGCAUUGGAUGGAUGACGUCGACAAUAUCCUGAGAACGAUUCUACGCGAGGUCAACACUUUGGAAGAAUUCGAGAAGGAGAAAACGAUAUUCCAGCUCCAGACCUUGACGAAAAUCUGCCGCGAAGCCGACAACAAGCGCGAAGAUAUGAAGUGGCUGGUUCAAACUCUUGACAACCUGACGCUAAAUCGCUCGGAUCGCGAAGCGCUCACAGCGCAGCAGAAUUUGGAACAACUGAUAACCCGAUAUAAGAACCUAAUACCAACGAUCGAGAUCACUAUGACGAAAACAGAUAUCUAUUCGAAGAGUUACACCUAUCGGAAGGAGGUACGCGAAGUUUGCACUUUGUUGCGCAAGGUUCGCGAGCAAUCAAAGGUCGAGGUCAUGCCCGAGGCACCUGAGAAACUGCAAAGCGCGGUGGCGCAUCAAGAAUCCCGUCUCAAUCAAUUGGAACAGCAACGAGCGACUAUCGUCAGCAUGCUGCAACGCGGCAAAGACCUCUUGAAAGAUCAACACGCGCCACCCUUCGUCUCGUCCGAGGUCCAGCAGUUGGAAACUAACUGGAACGACACAUACGGCCAAAGUAUGGAGACGUUGAAGUCCCUGAAGGACUCCCAAAAGUUAUGGAGCACUUAUGAGGAACAGAAAAACGAAAUUUUGAGAUUGAUCGAACAAGCUGAGAGAGAACUGCGGCAAAUCGAAUUAACCUCUUAUUACGAAGCCGCUCAAGUUACCUCUGACCUGCAGAAAAAUCAAGAGUUCAGUGCUAAUUUAAGAAAAUCGGCGGAGGAAAUGAUGAGGAAAUUGCGCGAUACACAUGCGAAUCUUCUGCAAGCGCUCACACCCAGCAAGAAGGAGAUUCUGGAGAAGGAGGUGACGGAAACCGAAGAGAAGAUGGAGCGUACAUUAAAGAUUGUACGCGAGAAGGUAGUUUAUCUGCAAGAACACAGUACUCGAUGGAACAAAUUUCAAUCAAAACUUGUGGAGCUGCGAUCAUGGAUUCAGCAAGCCGCGCCUCAAUCGAUCGCGGAUAUCGAGGACUCCACGGCCUCGCCAGAGGAAAGAGUUCGCAAAACGGAGAAUCUGCAGAAAGAGAUCAAGGAGAAAGUGUCUAUAUUGAACGUUCUGGAAGACGAGUCUCGGAAACUCGUGAAAGAAGACAGCGGAGACGCGCCGGCGAAACAACUUCGCGCCGAUAUCGAGAAUCUCCACAAAGCGGUGGAAUUAUUGAACAAGAGCAUAAUGACGCAACGUGAAUUGGCUACGCAGAACCUCGCCACAUGGAAAGAAUACGAGGACGGUAUUCAGAAAAUAAAACCUUGGGUCGAACAAGCGGAAUCUAAAGCAGCCGCGAUGGGUAGUAAACCUACGACACUAACUCAGGCCACGCAAAUGCUGGAAUCAGCCAGAGCUUUUGAAGUUCAGUGUCAGCAGUACCUUCCAAAAGUGCAGAGUUUGUCCACGAUUAGCCACCAAAUAUCCGGUCGAACAGUAGCGCCUGACGAGGUCGACGCCGUGCACACGCGAUGGAACGCAAUUCACGACGUAGCAAUGCAGACGACAACCAAGUUAGAUAAAUUGGUCUCGUCGUGGAAUACUUUCGAGUCAGAGGCGGAGGAAUUCAACGAGUGGCUGCAGAACAGCGAGAGAGAAGCUCUCAAAGAACCCAAUGUACAGACACCCGAAGCCGUAAAGUUGGAAAAAGAAUUAGCGCAGUUGAAAGAAUUUAACAAAAGCAUAUCUGAUCACCAAGCGCAGUUGAUAUCACUGACUCAAGUCUCCGAUCACAUCAGCCAUGGCUUGUCGUUGGAUGGCGCGUCCACGUUGAAGGCUCGCGUUGUCGAAAUGAAGACUAGAGUGAGCAAACUCGCAGACACAGUGCGACACCAUAUUAACCGCGUCUCCGAUUCUUUGCUGGCGCGACAGGAGUUCCAGAUGAAAAUCACCGACUUCGAGAAUUGGAUGACGCGACUGAGAUCCAAUAUCAAUGAGAUCGGCGACGUAAAUGUGGAUAAUGUCGACGCCAAUUUACAAACGGUGCACGCUUAUUUGCAAGAACACUCGGAGAAGCAGGCAGCAUUCGCCGCGAUCUACGACGAGGUGAAGCAACUGUCGUCACGGGGUUCCGUGUUGGAAGCUGCCGCGUUGGACGAGACUUAUACAUUCUUGGCGAAGAAGUAUAAGGCGCUCGAGGACGAUCUGCGGGAGAAGAAGAAAGGUUUGGAGAAGUGGAUCGAGCUUCUUAGCUGGCACAAUGACGCCAAUGCGCAACUGAAUCACUGCAAGUAUGAAGCCGAGGCCAGGAAACCGACCAUUGCCGACCUAGACAGACUGUCUUCGGAGCUUCAAGCCGUAUACACGAAGAUCUACACGUGGAAAGAACAUGUUCCGCUGAUGGACAGCACUCUGGGCAUACAUGUUCGUGACAAACAAGAGCGACCAGUAACCGCGACUACUUUAUUGAACGACCUCGAGUCCAAAGCCGCUGUACUGAGAACGGAAUUAUCUACCAAACGCGACAAGCUGGAGAAUCUCGGUGCUAAGUGGGACAAUUUCAGAAAACUGCAGCAAAUGAUCACGGAAGAGAUCGUCAGUACUCAAACGAGCCUGCAGGAUAUCACUUAUGAGGUGGACAUGUGCGAGAAACUCGCGCCAGCGAUCGAGAAGAUUGACGACUUGAUCGAGGAUCAUCAGAGACGCGAGCCAGAGAAGGAGAUUCUUCACCGAGAAGGCGACAACUUGAUGAAGGAAGAUCAGCGAGCGAUAACCAACAUUCAAGUGGUAGUCUCUUCUGUGGACAGCAAUUGGGAGAAGGUAAAUGAGCUAUUGAAAGAACAGAGGAAAAAGUACGCUGAAAUGGAUGCCGAUUGGAAGCAAUAUCAGGAGGCUAGAGAAAAGCUGAAUAAAUUCAUCGUUGAAGCAAAGACUCUUUGCCAAUCGGUGAGGGACGUGUCAACUGACAUCACUCAAGCAAAUGUGACUUUGGAAAAGCACAAGAGAGCUUCAGAUAUCCUGAAGAAGGGCAAACAGUUCUUGGACAAAAUGGACAUCAAAGCACAGCAAUUGGCGAAGGAGGCAUCGUUGAUGCCGAAUUUCAAGACGAGCCUCAUUGAGUCGGAUUUGUCCGACGUACGGAAUAAAUACCACGAGACUUACGCCAAGAUAAUCGAUCGCACUCAAAUCUACGAGACGCAGGUCAUCAUCUGGAAGCAGAUAGAAGAGGUGAAGUAUGAGCUCACGAGAUGGCUCAGCGACACGAACGAGGCUCUCACCGCGGCUUGCGAGCGUUGUCUCGAUACCGAGAACGGACAGACAAGAUUAGCCAGAUAUCGCGAGGAACUGCCAGUGCAUCAGCAACUUCGUCAAGGUAUCGCCACGAAGACGGAGCAGCUGCUGAAGUUGAACGACGUUACGGACAUACCGACUCUGAGGUCUCUCAACAAUUUAUUAGACGAUCAGUUUAAAGUCGUUAAAGAGGCCGCGGACAAACUUGCGUCGCUCACGUCUAUCUUUAACGAGAAGGAGAAAGGCAUCAGGCAAGAAUUGAAGAAGUGCAGCGACACGAUAUCAAAGAUCCGCGAGGAGAUAAUGAAGUGCGACGACUUGACCGGCGAGAACACGAAAAUCCUACAUCGCAUCAAUAAGUGCCAAGAAUUGAACACCGAGCUGGAGAAGUGUGACUACGCCUUGUCGGAGGUCAACGAGAAACUGGCAGACAUGACAUCAGAGUAUCCCACGAUAUGGAAGUCAAGCUUGCCGAAUGAGCUGCAGGCGGUGAUGCUUCGCAGAAGCGGCGUGGGCGGCUACGCACAGAAGAUCAUCGCCACGUUGAUAGCUUUCCUAAGUAAGCUCUAUCACGAGAAAUUCGGUGCCCUGCAACGCAUGGUGGCGACUCAUAAAGAGAAGGUAGCUUGGUGCGAGCCGGAGCAGAGCAGCGAUCGUUAUAACCUCGAGGUAAAGAUGGCUUCAUUGGCCGACGUGGAGGCUGGUAUCGCCGAUUGCUGUGCGCGGAUAGGCGACACGGAUAACUCACUGAAGCUCUUGAGCACUGUUGAGAGCAGCGAGACGAUCAAGAUUCUUAGAAGCGAGCGUGACAAGCUCGCGGACGACUUGGAGUCUUUGAAUGCCAGUUAUCGGAAGAUCAAACACGUGUUGGAGCAGAACAUCGAUCUGUGGCAACGUUAUGAGCUCACGUCGGAGAACGUGAUCUCUUGGCUGAAAGAAAACGAGAAUAAGAUCCGCGUAGAAGCCACUACGCUUCUGAAUCCAGACGAGAUCGAGGCAAAGAUCGCCGAAAUAGUGCAGCUCGAAAGAGAGGUGAAAGACUACGAUAGCGAGAUGAAAGAUUUAAUCACGCUCGGAGAAGAGAUCACUAAAGUCAGUCCCGAAUCGCGUGUGUUUCAAUACGUCGGACACUUAAACACACGUUACCAAUCCGUGCUGAAGUUCCUGGCCCAACAUCUGGAUAGACUCAGGGAACUGCAGCAGAUCAGAUCUCAGUACAUCGCUAAUGUGAAGGAGCUGGAAUCCUGGUUACAGAAUGCAGAACAGAAGUUGAAGGUCUUCGACGAAAUCAGUGGCCCAAAGCCGAUGACUUUCUAUCAGUCCCGAUUGAAGGAGUUGAAAGCGUUUGGAGAGGAACGUGAGACCGGCCAAAUGAUUUUAAAUCGCACUGCGGAAACGGGCGAAACACUUUUCGCAAGAAUUACGCCGGAUCACAGAGAAGUCAUCAGAGGCGAGCUGAAGAACUUGCGCAAUCGCGUGGAGGCCUUGGCCGAUCGCACGAACGUGAAUUACAAGAAAAUCGAGAGCGACAUGAUGCAUAGAUCGUCCUUCGAGGACAAGUAUUCGCAGGUAAAGCAGUGGGUAAUUGAGGCGCGGAAGAAGUUGGGAGACAAGCAAGAUCUGUUGCCAACGCUUCAAGAGAAGAAGCUCGCCCUGCACAUGUACAAAGCUAUCGCACAAGACGUUGGGGUUCAUAGAAAUAUUCUGCAACAACUUCAAGACAGACUUGGAGCGACGCCGGACGACGAAGCUAGCGAGAUGCUCAACAGUGUAAUCCAAGCGCACGAGAAACUAUCGGAGGACGUGGAAGAUAGGAUCAACGUGACGGAGAAGCAUGUCGCCAAUCACGAGGCGUAUCUUCAGACAUUCGAGAAGACGCAAGACUGGAUCAACACGGUGGUAAACGAGGCGGUAUCGAUCAGCGAGGAUCUCUCGAUUGAUCGGGACACAGCCAAGUCCAAGAUCGUUUUGAUUGAGAACGUGCUACAGCAGAAACCCGAAGGCGAGAGGAUCUUGGACGAUUGCAAUCAGCAAUUGAACAUCAUUCUGGAGCAAACGUCCAUAGCGGGUCAUCCCGCGUUGCUAAGGGGUUUCGAGCAGCAGAAGAAAAUCUGGGAAGAUUUCCUGCAGCGAUGCAUCGCGAGCAAAAACCGAUUGAACCGCCUGUUCGACCAAUGGUCCGAGUUCGAGAAGCUCGUCGAACGUCUAGAGUCUUGGAUCAAGCAGAUCGAGACGCAGGUGAAAGAUCAAAGUUUAAAGAGCACCGAAGAAGCGAAACGAGCGCACUUGCAGAAGCUGAAGUCCCUCGAGGAGACUAUCGUGGCGAAGAGCGCGGAGUUCAACAUGGCGGUCGAGAAAAGCCAAGGUGUGGAAGCGGAAUCCGACUUGGCCACCAGGGUAUCUCGUCAGGCUACCAAGUAUCAGGCGAUCAGAAAUCAAGCGAAGGAGACGGUGGCGAGAUAUGAGCAGUUCGUGAAAGAGCACAACCUGUUCAACGAGAAAUACAAUGAAUUCUUAAAAUAUAUCACUGAUAUGCAAGACGAGCUGAAGAAAUACAGCGAGAUUGUUGGAGAUCUCGCCGUGUUGCAGAGUAGGCAGAAGCACAUCAGGUUGCUCGGCGACACCAGAACUUAUGAGAACGCUCGCUUUGAAUCCGUCAUCGACCUCGGGGAGAAACUGUAUGUGCAUACUUCGCCGGAGGGUAGAGAGAUAGUUCGGCAGCAACUAAGAAAUUUACGCAGUCUGUGGGACGGAUUUUCCGAAGAUCUGCAGAGCUCGACGCAGAAGCUGGAUCAGUGCCUGAUGCAGUUUGCGGAGUUCUCGUUGUCCCAAGAGCAGCUGACCGCUUGGUUGCGAGACGUCGAACGCGCAAUGCAUCAACACACGGAGCUGAAAUCUUCCCUGGAGGAGAAACGAGCGCAGCUGCAGAAUCACAAGAUCAUGCACCAAGAGAUCAUGUCGCAUCAGACGUUAGUGGAGUCGGUUUGCGAUAAGGCGCAACAGUUGGUGGACCAAACCAAAGACACAUCUUUAAACGUCUACCUGCAGUCCAUCAAGCAACUCUUCCAAAACAUCGUUGCCAAGUCGCGUGAUUUAUUAGAGAAUCUGGAAGAUUGCUGCGAGAAGCAUCACCGUUUCAAUCUUCAGUGCAAGUGCUUCUCCGAUUGGUUAAACGGAGAACGCGGCAAGCUGGCGGAAUACAACGACGUGACGGGCGAACGAUCUGAGAUCUCGCGCAGAAUGACCAGCUUGGCGGUAUUGAAGGACGGCCAGGCGCAAGGAACAGAACACCUUGCGCGAUUGAAGGAACUGAGUGAAGCCGUAACUAACAGCACCGCGCCGAAGGGCCGAGAAAUCAUCAGCAAGGAAGUAAUCACCCUGGAAAACAAUCUGCGCCAAUUCUUGCAUGAAAUCGAAUCCGUAGAAGAGAGACAGAAGACGGCGUUAGAGAGAUGGCAGAACUUCGAGGAUCAAUUGGAAGCUCACACAAAGUGGUUCCGCUCUAUGGAAGCAGCUUUUCGGGAUCAACAGCUGCAGCCCACGUUAAAAGACAAGGAAGAGCGACUGCGCGCGUUUAAGGAGAAGCGCGAGAUCAUCGCGCGACAGGAACGGGAGAUAGACGAGUUCGUGGAUAAGUCGCACGGUUUAUUGCAUACGAGUGGUAUCGAACGCAUUAAACCACUGAUCUCCCAAGUUAGCAACAGAUAUCAAUUGCUGCACGUACUCAGUAAGGAAGUGAUAAACCGUUGCCAAAGCGUCGUGGACGAUCACCGCGCUUACGAGGAGAAACUGAAGGCCAUUGACGUUUGGCUCACUCCUCUUGAGCAAAACUUGGCGAUCCUGAGGAAGGAAGAGAUGGGCGGCGAUCUUGAGGCAAGAAAUUCCCGGUUACAGAUGUUACUGGCUGAGAAGGAACUGGCUGAACAUCGCUUGGCCAGUUUGACGUCCACUGGAGAAAGAAUUCUUCCAGACACUUCUGCUCAGGGUCGCGAAGUAAUUAGACAAGAAUUGCGACAUGCUCGCGAAAGGUGGGAUCGUUUGGCAGAAGGCAUCACCGAGCAACAGAAGAAGCAGGACGCCCAGUCCUUGCAAUGGACCAGCUACCAAGAGACGCUGCAGCAAAUUUUGGCUUGGUUGGAGAUGAUGGAGCGUGCAGUUAAACAGGAUUCGUCGAUUGUGUGGUCUUCUUUGCAGGAGAUAAGAUCAAAACUGAUCAAGCUGAAGACAUUGCAUCAAGAGAUCCUGGCUCACAAACGUAUCAUCGAAGGCAUUGCCGAAAAAGCCAACACUCUGGUUCAAGUUACCCAAGUCCCGUCGGACGUUCACGAAAAAGUCAUUUCGGUGUCGAAAAGAUACGAGGCCCUAGUGGACGUGUCUCAGAAAGGAAUAUCUAACUUGGAAGCGUUGCUCGACAUCUUCCAACAGUUCCACGAUUUUCAAAAGAGUUACCAAGAUUAUCAAAAACGUCAGUGGGAACGUUUGGCGAAUUACAGCGAUUAUACGGGCAAUAAGGCCGCUCUUCAAGCCCGAUUAGCUAAAGUUCUGGAAAUACAAGACGGUCAAAGCGAAGGUGAAUUGAAGCUUAACGUCCUCAGUGAACACGUGGAGCAAAGUUCGCGUAGUUUACCACCUCGACCGCAGGAAUCGAUGGAACGAGAUUUAGCCAAUCUUAAAUUUGAGAACAAGAAAUUCGCUACAGCCGUGAGCGACGUGGUACGCUGUAUCGAGGAGAGAAUACAGCAAUGGAGCGAAUAUGAAAAUUCGUUGGAACGUUUGCUCGCUUGGCUCACCGACGCCGAGACAUCGUUGAAAAACUAUUCCCUGAAGAACACGCUCGAGGAAAAGCAGGAGCAGCUUGAGAAAUAUCAAGACCUGCAAAAGGUUGCGGAAACGCGGAACACGGAUGUGACGGAACUGGUUGCGCUCGGUGACCACCUCGAACAAUCGCUGAUCGUGAAUCUACGGCAAAACGAGGCUGAGUUCGACAAGAUGAGCGACGAUUCGUCGGAGCUGAUGCAGAUCAGCGGCGAGACCAGAUUCUCCGCCAGCGUUCAGCAAGUCACAUCGCGCUUCCAAUCGAUUCAGGCAACUGCCAAGGAGCUCGUGAAGAAAUGCGAGCAAGCAGUCGUGGAUCACGCGAGCUACUUGGAACGUUACAAGCAAUGCUCCGAAUGGCUAGCGAGUGCGAGAGCGCGUUAUCAUGCCACUAAAGAGAAUGCAAGUGGCACUCGUCAAGAAUUGAUCACGAACGUUGACACGUUGAAGGAACUUCUGGCACGUCAGUCUUCGUCCACGCUGCUCAUAAACAGCACCGUCGAGGCUGGUGAACGACUGUAUCCCACGACCGGCAUGGAAGGUCGAGAAAUCAUUCGUCAGCAACUGCUAGACCUGCAACAAACCUUUGAAGGUCUGUAUGACGGCGUCGCAUCGACUGAACGCGAAUUACAGGCGAAGAUCUCGCGAUGGUCCGGUUUCGACGAGUGUAGCGAGACAUUCGAGACUUGGCUGAAAGCUACGGAGUCUCAGUUGAAACCUGAGAUCGAGCUAAAGACCACUCUGGAUGAGAAGCGCGCCCAACUACAGAUCUACCGCACUAUUUUACAUGAUGCUCAAGCGCACCAACAGGAUCUGCUGAAUCUCCGAGAUAAGGCGGACAAUCUGCCCGAUCGUACCGAGAAGAUCGACCAGAAGCUGAAAAGUCUUGCGAGCAGAUACAACGCGGUUUUGAAGCGCGCGACUAAGUUCGUAGAGAGGUACGAAGGUAUCGUGAGCGACCAUCAACAGUAUAGCAAGGCCGUCUUGGACACGCACGAAUGGCUGGAUGCUACGCACAACGCAGUGAACCUCUGGGGUGACGUGGAGUUGGAAAGAGUGUCUCUGCACACGAACCUGGACCGUCUAAAGAAUCUGUUGCACAGUCUGCCUGAAGACGAACCGCGCGUACAGCAGAUCAGAUCCCUCGGCGAGAAGGUAAUACCCGGCACUUUGGAGUCAGGACAGGUGAACAUACGCUCGCAGAUCGACUCCUCGCAACAAGAAUGGGAAGGUCUGAUUUCCGCUGUCAAGUCCACCAUCGAGGCAUUGGAGAACAAGCUUCAACAAUGGAGCGAGUUCGAGACGUCGAAGGAAAGGUGCCUGGCGUGGAUGAGAGACACCGACACAAAACUACAUGCCGUCGAUCUCAAGGCCACUUUAGCGGAGAAAAAGAAUCAGCUGGAGAAACUGCGCGCUCUUCAGGGCGAAGUACGCGCAAAGGAGUUGGAAAUCGACGCUGUCGCCGAGCGCGCCCAGCAGCUACACAAGAACGUCACUUCUCGCACUUCUUACAUGUCUGAGUUGAGUAUCAAGUACCAACAGAUCUCCAGCAAAGUCAAAGACCUCAACAACCGUUGGCACCAGUACGUCACCACGCAUCAGGAAUUUGACAAUCAAUUGGCUGAGUGCACCACCUGGCUAGAGGACAUCAGGAAUAAGCUAGCGUACUGCUCCGAUUUGAGCGCGUCCUCGCAGAAAGAUCUAGAGCAGAAGAUGGAUAUUGUGCAGGACCUGUUGCUGUACAAAGAGGACGGUUUCGCAAAAGUCCAAAGCAUCAUCGAAUUGGCGCAGGCGGUUUUGGCGAAUACAGCUCCGGCCGGUCAUCAGCCGAUUAACGACGCUUUAGCGAAACUUCAGGAACAGUGGAGCGCGUUAGCCUCGAAGAUGCUGGAGACCAAGACGAACUUGGAUGACUCGAUAAACAAGUGGGCCGGCUUGUUGGAGCAGAUACAGUCUAUUAACAAGACAGUGGAGUACAUGCAGACGUCUAUCGACGAGAUCUCGCAGUUCCAGACGACCAUGUCAGAAAAGAGAAGCCAAUUGGAGCGAAUCAAGGCAUUGGAAGAGAAAGUUCGUUGCGAGAACAUCGAAGUGGACAGUCUCAAGUGCAAAGUCGGCGAGAUGAUUGCGAGCGGCCAACAAGGUUUAGCUGCCUCGCAGGCACAGGACAUACUCAACAGAUUCGAUGAGCUCUUCGAGAAAAUUAAAUCCUUGUUGGCCGAACGGGAAGAACAGUACAAGGAUCAUCGUCUUUACAAGGAAGCUCACGACGAUCUCAUCGGUUGGCUCAGCCGUGCUCGCGAGAAGAUACCGUCUAUGAAGCAGAGAUCGCUUAGCGACAAGUUGGCUAUUGAGAAUGCAGUAGUGCCUCUCGAGAGUUUGCUGAAUAAAAAGGCACAGGGUGAAUUGCUGGUGGAGCAUUUGCAGCAUACUGGAAAGGUUGUUUGCGCUAGCACCAGUCCCGCCGGACAAGAAGUCAUCAGGAACGAGAUACGGGCGCUCACGGAGAGUUUCGAGGGAUUAUUCAAAGAAAUCCAACAGCAGAAAGACCAACUGGAAGCCACCGUGAGUCAAUGGCGUGACUACAAGGACGAAUAUGAGCGACUCAGCGACUGGUUACAACAAUUCGACAUUCUCAUCAAAGCUCAGAAAAAUGCCUUACUGCCAAAUUUGAAGGAGAAGGAGAAGCAAGUGCAGGAAGUGAAGGAAUUGUUGGACAGUCUUACGAAAGGCCAGGAGCAGAUCGAUAAAUUCAACAAGACCGCUGCCAGUCUAUUGUCAUCUCAUCUGGACACUUACGUUAACAACCAACUACGGCAUUUGAACUCGCGCUAUCAGGUGCAAGUGAAUCUUGCGAAGGACGUGUUGAACAAGGUGGAAACUAACUUGGCCCAACACCAAGAAUACGAGGACAAUCUCGAGAGAGCCCGCGAUUGGAUCAAGAACGCUAAACAGAUCAUACGUCAAGGUACGGAGGCGGCCUCGAGCAGCAGUCGCGAGGAACUGCAAAGCAGACUCGACAAAAUUCAAGAACUGCUGAGGAAACGUGAAGAAGGACAGAACUUGGUGCAUUUAACUGUGAACUGCGGGGAGAAAGUAAUGAGGAACACGCGAUCAGACGGUCGCGAGGAGAUCAAUGCCCAACUGAAAGAGAUCCAGAACGACUGGGAACGCCUAGUGAAGAAGAUCUCGACUACGAAGGUGCACCUCGAGACGAGUCUGUUGCAGUGGGCAGAUUAUAGUUCAUCGUAUUCGCAACUGCAACAGUGGAUCAACGAUCGCGAGGCCAAGUUGCAGCAAGUAUGCGAACAGAAAGUGUCCAAAGCUCGCAAAGGUCUAGUCGGAUUAAGCUCCUUGGCGAUUGGCGAGAGAAAAGCGAACUUGCGACAGACAAACAGCAUCGUCCAAGACAUCGUGGCCUUCGAGCCCAUGAUUCAAUCGGUUACCACCAAGGCCGAAGACUUGCAGCAAGCGACGCCGGCUACGGAAAUUUCAAUCAAGUAUGAAACUCUAAGCAAGCAAGCUCAAGAAUUGUACGCGAAGCAGAAGGAGACAGUCGAGCAGCACCAAGCCUUCAUCGACAGCGGCAACGAAUUCAUUCAGUGGAUACGAGCAGCUAAGGAGAGACUCGGAAAAUGCUCAGAACCUACGGGAGACAAGGAAUCUUUGUCCAGUAAAAUUACGCAACUAAAAGUUCUGCAGAGCGAACUGCCGGAAGGUCAAAAGAAGCUGGAGAAAGCUCUGGAGCAAGGUAACGCCGCUUGUCAAAUCGCAGAUGCUGAGGAUAAAGAGAUAAUUGAGGAAGAAGUAGCGUUAUUACAGGAAGAAUAUGACAAUUAUGUGGAUUCGUUAAAUAACACGAAGAGUUUGCUCGAAGUUGGUAUAGUGAAGUGGACCGAGUACGAGGACCAGUUCUCCGACGCUACAGAAUGGCUUACACAGACUGAACAGUUGGUUCAGACGUUUAACAAAUUACAAGACAGUCUGGAAGAAAAGAAGAAUGUUCUCGAGCAGUUCCAGGUUCAUUUGCAGACAUUGUUCGACUGGCAGAAGGAGCUGGACCGCUUGAACAUGAAAGCUCAAAUGCUGUUAGAAACGUGCGCCGACACAAGAAUUUCCAACGCCAUAACGCAGCUCACUACCAAAUACAACGCACUCUUGUCCCUCGCUAAAGAGAUAAUGCGGCGAUUGGAGUUACAUUACCAGGAACACCAACAACACAACACCUUGUACCAAGAGUGCCAGGAUUGGAUCGAGCGAACGCGAGACAAAUUGAAUGAAUGCAAGGACAUCCCUAGCACAUUGACUGAGGUCAACAAUAAAUUACAUACGUGUAAAGCCAUUCGGCAGACGCUGGAGCAGGGUCAGAAUAAGUUGCGGUACGCUCUCGAAUUGAAAGAGAAGGUCAUCAUGAAUACGGAGCAAAACGGCGCGGCGAAAAUUCAAGAAGACACCGAGAACUUAAAGAGCGAGUUCGAUAAGUUAUUGGCUGAUGUCGAAGAUGUCAGACAGAAGCUAUCAGCGAGAGCGAGCACAUUGGAAGAACUCAAUAAGAUUCACCGACUUAUCUCAGAUUGGUUGGAAGAAGUCGAAGGCAAAGUUCAGCCGGGAGACACUUGCCGAAACGAUCUCAGUGAGAAACGCGCCCUCUUGGAAAAGUAUAAGAUUCUGCAAAGAGAUAUUCAUGGUCACGGUGAGACGGUGGAUCGCUUAAAGACUCGUCUCAACGAAAACCCCAGUAUAUCAAAAAGUCCUUACGAAUCGACUAUUAACAAGUACGACGCCUUGAAGAAGCUUAUUUUUGAAAAAAUUCGCAACUUGGAGGAUCAAGUGAAAGACCACGAAAGAUUCCAGCAAGCUUUGAACGAGGCGGCCGACUGGGUGCGUCGCACGAAAGUCGAACUUCAACAAUACAGCGAUACUCACGGCGAGAAAGAACGCAUCAUCGAGCGGGAGAACAAAGUCAACCAAAUUAUCUCGUCCUUACCAAAGGGCGACACUCUGAUUUCGAAAGUGAUCGAGCUGAGCGACGUCGUGAUCGCCAAAACAGGCCCCGAGGGUCAAGACUCCAUCAAACAGGACAUGAAACAGAUACAAGCUGAUUGGAAGUCCUUGCAGGCUCAAUGUCAGGACUCUCAACGUAUUCUCGGCAAUUGCAUCUCGAGUUGGUCGCAGUUUACGAACGCUUUGGAUGGCAUGAAGCAAUGGAUAGACCACUUCCAGAAGAAAAUUACUGACGAGCAGACCAAAGAAAACAAAACACCAGAGGACUUGGAACGCUGCAAGCGUUUAGUGGAAGAGGCGAUUAAGCAGAAGCCAGUGUUGGAAGACCUGAACGAUAAGUGCGAAGCGUUGCUGGAGAUCAGCGCUUGCAGCUGGGCGCGGGACAAAACGGUACAGUUGCAGUCGGCGUACACGUCGCUUUUAACUGAUGCGCAAGGACUUGUCUCGAAAGUUGAGAAGAAUCUGUCGGAUCACACCGAGUUCCUCAAGGCCAAGAAGGAAUUGGAGGAUUGGCUACGCACAGCUCACGGUUCGGUGGAGGAUUGUAUCGGCGUGGGAGACGCAGUUUGGGCAAAGGAUAAGUUAGAAACCUUGAGGCUGGUCGCGACGCGCGUGACUGAAGGCCAACAUCUGCUGUCGACGCUGCAGAACGCCUUCGCGAAGGCAAUCAACAUGGCUCUGCCGGAACAACAGGAUCAGCUGCGAUCGGACAUGGCUAAUCUGCGUUCCAGCUGGGAACAGCUGAGCAUAGACCUCAAUACUGUUCAAGCCAAAGUGAAAUCUGUUUUGAGUCGCUGGGAGGAUCAUGCAGAGGCAUAUGGUAAAUUCGCCAAGUGGCUAGAAGAAAACGAGAGCGUGAUGAAAAGCUCUCCAGACACGAAAGGCGAAUUCGGCGAGAUGAAAACGAUGCUCGAGCGAUACAAGCACAUCCAGGAAGAGAUGCGAGACAGGAAAUCCGAUCUGGACCAUCUGAUUGCGGAGGCGACGGAACUGUCAGCGUGGGCGAAAAACAAUGCGACGUUGAACGAGACGAAGCAGCUGCUAGUUCGAUGGCAGAAGUUAGGUGAUCUUGUUGGUGAGAGGAAGAAGCACGUCGAGAACGAAAUACAGGAGUACAAUGCAUAUCAUGCCGCACUGCAGGAGACGGAAAAGUGGUUGCUGCAGAUUUCCUUCCAAUUGAUGGCUCACAACUCUCUUUACAUUACUAACAAAGAGCAAACGCUCGAACAGAUCAAACAGCAUGAAGCGCUUCUGGCCGAGAUCCAGAAAUACCAGGAGGUAUUGGACGAAUUAAAAGCGAAAGGUCACGGUCAAAUAGAUCGAUACGUCAGUGUGAAUCCCGCUAUUAGAUCAACUAUAGAAACGCAGUUGCAGAACGUACAGGAUAGUUACAAUUCACUGUUGAAAACUGCUUUGCAGAUCAAGAACCGUUUGGCCGAAUCCUUGGCCAAGUUUCAGGAAUACGAGAAUACUUUGGAGAGCAUCAUGAUGAAUCUGGAUACGUACGAAACGGAAAUGAGUCAGAGUUUAGAUGCGCCUCUGGAUAAUUUGACCUCGGCCGAACAAAGCCUCGAGAACGCCCGCAUUCUGCACAACAAGCUGCAAGGCGAAAAAGCUCGUCUGGCUCUGGCGGUGGAAGCUUGCGAAGCUGCGGCAGCAUGUGUCUCCAGACCUGGAAGUCCUCUCGACGCACCACCCAUUCAAGUUCCCGUGAGAGAGGUUGAAGUUAGAACGAGACUCGACGAUCUCAUCGAUCAGAUGCAAACGCACUUGGCGAACGUGAUGAAGUCGGUGGGCGAACUGGAGGAACAAUUACGACAAAAGAAUGCUCUUCGUGCUUGGAUUAAUCAGCAACGGGCACUCUGCGCCGAAUGGAAGUCACGACCGGCAAAAUUGCGAUCAGAAGCCGCCCAGGCCGAAUUGCAAGCGAUGAACGAGCUGCUGACCAACGUGGGCGAACGUCGCACUCGCGCACUCACGGAGUUAUCGAUACACGAGGAAGAUCACGAUAUCGAGGAGGGAUUGAACAAGUUGGAAGCCGAGCUUACCGACGCGAUCUCCGGCAAACAAGCGGCGCAGGAUCUCAUUCAGAAGUAUAGAUCGCAAGUACAAGAUAUGCAGAGUUGGUUUGACAGCUUAUCGAAGAAGGUCGACGUGAUCGAGAAAGGUAGCGGAUUGACUAUCGGCCAAAAGAUUUCGAAUCUCAAGGAUAUCACAGCUGAGUACGAAUCUCAGGGUCCGGAGAAACUAGCCGAAAUCAAGAAACUGGGCGACCAAGUGAUGGACUCGGUCAGUAACUUGGAUUCCCAGCAGAUCGAGGAGCAGAUCAAGUCGGUAGAGAGACGGUACGCGGACAUCGGUAAGAAACUGCAGAGGAAAGCGCAAGUUUUGGAUAUGACGGCGCAGGGCAUCGAAGCGACCAGGCGAGAGAUCGAGGAGAAUCGCGAAUGGAUCGAACAGAAGAAGCAACAGGUGAAAAUGCCGGAGCUGCUUGGUUAUGAAAGCAAACAGGCGGAGGAGAGACUCCUUACUCUUAAGGCUAUGCUGAAGGAAGCUGACGCCAAGCAAUUGAUCAUAGACACAUUAGAAAAGAGAGUCGGCAAUAUGCAGAAUGAGCUGGAAACCAGCGAACAACAACAGCUGGAAGCUGACACAAAGGCUUUGCGCAGUGAACAGGUCGAGUUGUGCAGUCUUCUAAGAGAAGAGAUCUCCACCGCGAGUGCGGCGGCUGACGCGCGUCGCAAGUUGGAGGCUGAUAUCGAGCGAGCUCGAAACUGGAUCAAGACUAAAGGUAACGAUUUAAAGAAGCUCAGCGGAUACUUGCCGCUGAAAGCCUCGAAAGUCGAGCAAGACAUCGCACAACACAGUGGAUUGGAGGCGGAGAUCGACUCCUUCAACGAGAGUAACCUUAAGGAUAUACUUAAGCAAGGAAACAAUUUGCUGAAAGAAUGUAACGCGGAAGGUCGCGCCAAACUGCAAGCUAUCCUGGAUGACUUAAGUAGAGACUACGAAGAGUUGAAGAAUGAGGCCAAGGAGAAACAAGCCUCGUUGGCGGAUCUUCUUCAGGGACGCAAAGCCUUCGAGAGCGAGUUAGACAAAUGUCAGCGAUGGAUCAAAGAAGCUGAAGUGGCCACCUCUUCCGAAUUGAGACCUUCUAGUCUCGACAUCCUUCGUGAACAACUGGCAAAAUAUGAUCGGCUGAAGAAGGAGGCGCAGGAGUACGGCGAUGAUAUAGAAAAAAUAAACCAACAAGGUAAAUCGAUCUUGCCGACCGUGAGCGACGCGGACAAGCAAGAACUGAGCGAGCAAUUGAGGAACAUGAAGGAAGCUCACGGACGCGUGGCCGGUGUGAUAAACGAAAGAGCGCUCGCGCUCCAGAAGAACAUAGACGAAGCUGAAGAAGCUGCCGCUCGAGUAGCAGAGGCGAUUCAGUUUAUGUCGGAUAUUCAGAAGGAGCUUCAGGAUCUGAACAAGCCAAUCGGUGCUCGCGUGGAAGAUGUGGAAGGAAUGCUGGCGGCUUACGAAAGGAUCCUCGACGAUCUCAAAACCAACAAAGCAAAACUAUCCGAUCUUCAAUCCGCCAAUGUGGGUGAUCUUCACGGUGUGUUAGCUCAACAGGACGAUCUGAUAAGAGCUCUCGAAGCGCAGAUAGCGAAACUUCGCCAAUUGCUGCUACUGCGACAACAGUUUAUCGCACUGAUCGCGGAGAUCACCACAUUCAUCGCUAAAUAUACCGAAAUUGUCAGAGAUAUCGAGAAGUCCGGGCAAACAACCGAAGACAAGAUCAAAAGGUACGACGACGCUAUAUUGAAAAUUCAAGAGUGCGAAGCCACUCUCGCCAGCGCGACCGACAAAGGCCAACAAAUUGCGGCGGAAGGUUCGGUCGUGGACAGGAAUAACGUGACGGAUCAGCUGCAGUCGUUAAAGCAGCAAUUACAAGCCCUCCGGAGAGCGGUGGAGACGCAAAGGGAGCAACACGAGUUGGCGGCGGCCGAGCACAGGAGACUCGCUAAUGAACUGGCUGAUAUUCUUGACUGGCUUGAAAGCAAGGAGAAGGAAGUAAAGUCUAGGCCGCUCCUGGAGAGAGAUCCGACGAGUGUCGAGGCGGAAUUGACAAAACACCAUGCCCUUUGCGCCGACGUGAACGAGCAUCUCGAUCGGAUCAGGAAACUGAAGGAAUCCGUGCGACAUGAGGAGGGUAUGCCCGGAUCCUUGAAGGAGAUGUUGAGUGAAGCAGUGUCCUUGCUGACGUCCUUACCGCGAGAGAUGGAAGAACGCGGAAAUUAUCUCGAGAGUAACAUGCAGAUGAGACUGGAUUAUGCUGCUCUUACGGAUAAACUCCACAGCUGGGCUCGCGAGGCUGAAAUUCGACUUGAGAGUAACAAGGAAGGUCUGGACUUCGAGAACAUCCUUAGUGAUCUGGAGGAGCACAAGAUCUACUUCAGCACCGAACCAUCGAUUCGCGAGCUUGUGUCGCAGCAGAUUCAACAAGCGGCUGACAAGAUCUGGCCAUCUUUGGAUAGUUACGAGCAAGAGGAACUGAGCGCACAACAACAACAGCAUACUCAGUUGCUAAAGAACACUCUCAACACGGCCAAAUCGCAACGCUCGCGUUUGGAGCAAGGUGCGGAGAUGUGGAGGGACUACACGCAGAGUCUAGAGCGUGUUCGCGCCGUCAUCAGCAGAACUAGAUUCACGGAUGAACCAGUCACCACAUUAGCCGGCUUGCAAUUCAACAUUCAGAAGAUCACGCACGCUCUCAACGACAUCCAGAAUCAACAAUUCGAAUUGGAUCUUCUCAACGAACGUGGGGGAGAGGUUCUUCGGCUUGCAGACGCCAACAACAAGAAAGCAAUAGAAUCGCAGCUCUCCGAGAUUAGUUCGGAAUGGCGCGAGUUGGUAUCGGGUCUCGAAGGACGCAGGGAUGCCCUGGAGUCGCUCUCACGACAUUGGGAGGACCUGGAGGCACAGUGGGCGCUCAUCGAGACGCGAUUGAAUGCGAUCGAGGAGAAGAGCAAGCUCAUCGACACAGUGGUGCGCUCGAAGCAGCAUUUGCAUGACACCGUUAAAGCAUUGGAGGAACUCGUGGCGGAUGCUGAGAAGCUCAAACCCGCGACAGAGGAAGUGAAGAGCUUGGCGGGACCUGUCCUGGCGUAUCUCGCAGCGUUUACGGAGGCGCCAGCGCGAAGUCUUGAGGAACGUCUCGAGAAGCUGCAGAAGUCCGCCGAAUCACUCGUCGACUCGCUUCGUGGCAAGUCCGAGAAGGCGAGCGAAGACUUGGAGGCGCUCGAGAACAUCGAGCGUGAGAUCGAGCGGCUGCGGAAGCGACUGAACGAGGGGCGCGAACGCGCCUCCGGUCUAUACGUUUACGGGGUCGAUCAGGACGCGACCGAGGCGGAACUGGGCGAGCUGCGCUCGCAGGUCGAGGACCUCGUCGACACCGCGAAGAAGUUCUCAGGAAGCACUAAGGCGCGGUACCAAGCUAGCCAGCAGCUGGUACCGAGUGACGUUGCCCAGCAUCUGACCGCGCUCGAGCUCUGUGCCGAGGCGACGGCACAGGCGAUGGAAGAGAAACAGCGGGAGCAAAAACGUGCCAGGACCACCAGGUCGGAUUACUUGGCCGACGUGGACGAGGUGCAGGCAUGGAUCCGCCAGGCCGAGCUCAAAGUGCAGGACAGAUCGGUGGAACCGGCCGUCCUCAGGGAGCACCUCAGGCAGAUACAAAACGAACUGGGCACGAUUAGCGACAAGCUCGAACGACUGACGAGAAACGGACGAAUCAUCGUCGAGAACACGAGAGACGACGCGGAGAAGGAACUGAUCAACAACACGAUCACCAAUCUCAGCGAGCAGCUGGCGCAAGUCAAGAGCUGGCUGGAAGAGAAGAAGCAGAUCGUGGGUGACACCAUGGACGCGUGGCAGAGAUUCCUCACGCUCUACGAGGCUGUCAAGGCGUGGACCGAGGAGAAGAGACAGUUCCUGGUCGAGCCACUGAAGCUCAGCACUCUUGUGCAAGCCAGACAGAGACUGCACGAAUAUUCGACGGCGGUCAAAAGCUGUAAGCAGGUGAACAAGAAUCUCAGCGACAUGGGCAGAGAAUUGGAGAAUAUCGGUCAGGUGACCAGCGUGGGCGAUCUGCCGGAGAAGCUGGCGGAGGCAGAAGAGGGCAAGGUGCAAGUGGAGGGUCAACUAUUGGAAAGGAACGCACUGCUGCAAGAGGCCAGCGAGGAAUGGGAGCAGUGCGAGAGGAAGAUGAAGGAUGUGCGAAGCUGGAUGGAGAAAGCCAGGCAGACAUUGGAGUCGCCGCAGAAUAAGAAGAAGCCGCUGCGCGAUCAACACGCCAUUCGCGAGAAAAUGCUCAGCGACAUCGCGAUCCAGAAGACUAAGAUCACGAUCUCGGUGGAGAAGCUCGAGGUGCAUUUCAGGUCCGGCAUCGGCGGCGACAACCGGGUCAAAGAGACCGCCGACGACUUGAUCGCCGAGCUCAACGCCCUCCACAGCACCGUCAAAGAACAGACGGCCUCUCUGGAAGUCUGUUUAGCGCAGAUAGAUCAGUACCAGCAGGAGAUUCAGCAGCUGCGCCAACACAUCGUGCAGGUGGAGCAGCAGCUGAGGACGGUGCUCAGCCCGACGUAUCUGCCGAAUGACAGAGAGAAAGCUCUGCAAGAGCAACAGAACCUGCAGCAACGGAUGGAGGGUUGGAAGCAACGCAGCAAGAUCCUGGUGGAUCAGAUACAUGCCGUGGACCCGUACUACGUACCCACCAACGAGUACCGGUUCAUCGGCCAGGCCUCGUACGCUGAUAUCGCAGCGGGUCGUACCAGCCCAAGCUCGAGAAACUGUAGUCCGUACAGACAACAGCGGGACGCCACUCCUCCCGCCACGGCCACGACGACGCAGGUGUUGCGGCCUGCGAUCACACGGGUGCAGAAGCUGACCGCGGAGUGUCCACCUGGCGAAGUCACGAAGGCGCGAGCUCAAAGAGGUGACGCGAACCUGGACAAGCCGAAGCCGCAGCCGCACACGGAGACCCACGUGCAGACGGUGCAGGAUCAGAGUGCGGUCGGCGCGGAGGACGAUCAUCAAGACGUGCCCGAAGUCGUCGUCGAAACUGCCGCUCGUCGAGGACGAUCACCUACGCGCAAGACGAACUCGCCUAGAACGAAAGAGCCGCUGAUGGCUCGAGAGGAAGAGGUCGACAAGAAAUACGACAAUCCCCGGCCCGGUGCGAAUUUCAAGCAAGAGGCACGGGCGGAAAUACCGUCGAGGAACACCCUAGUGCCGCACGAGGAUCGAAGAGGUCGUUCACCCAGCCCCAUGUGGGUGCCUGGCUCCACGUCUUACGCCGACAUCCUUCGCGGAUGCUUGCAGACGACGCAGAUGAACGUUGCGAGUCCCGCGGAGCCGCCCAGGCAAGAAAUGGUCCCUCUCUCCGGGGAAUCGCGACGUGGUCGUGCCGAAGCUCCGCGUGCGGAACAGACUCCUGUUAAAGUGGAAGUAACCGGAAACGUGAUGGAGCCUCAACCGGUCACCGAGUCUCCGCAACCGGUCGUGUCCGCGCAGAAGGUGGAAAACGUGCAGGUCACGGAAGCCUACUGCCAAUCGCCGGAUAUCUCCGCGGAGAAAGUCGACGAGCAGAAUUAUACUAAGCCCGAGUCAACCGAUUGGACUGACAAGGCUCUGGAGGAUUACAAUGUGCUGCAGCACCACGUGAAGCCUUACGAAGAUGUGCCGCGACAGCCACAGCCUGCGGAGAUUUACGACUACAUAAUACCGGAGCCAGAACUGGUUGGCUUCAUCGGCUCUCAGCUCGGAGCGUAUCCGGUGAGUUCGUACGUUUACGCGCCGUCCGCCGGCCAUCAUCAUCAUCACCAUCAUCAUCACCACCAGCAGGUGCAGCAACAUCUCGACUCGAUGAACUUGAAUCCCUACAACAACGGCUCGCUGACUUACGCCCCCGAACAUUACGUCGCGCAGACCGCGUAUCUUUCAGCGACGGAGAUUUAUCAGCAGGCUCAGAUGCAGCAGCCGCAGCAACAGCAACAGUGUCCUGCUGCUGGCGACAUGAGAUGUGCAGCUCCGAUAUUGAUCCAAAACGUAGAGAAGCCCGUUCAGAUGCAGGUGGUCAGGCAAUCGGAGGUCACAGUUGCAGCUGAAUCUAUCAUCGAUAAGUCCGAGCAGCAGGAGGAGCCCGUUGUGAGCGUUUCAAACGUAGCAGAAGCUUCCACAACGAGUAAAACGGAAGGGAAGGAUGUGUUGAUUAAUAAUGAGACCAAAAACCAAACCUUCUCAUAUGCGCAAAUCCUGUCGCAGGGACUCAGUCCGCGUGUCACUCCGACGCGCGUCGUCAGUAAAACGUCGGCUGUGGAGCAGCCGAGCAAGGAGCGAUCCUAUUCGCCCAAGGAAUCGCUAUCGUCUCGCGAAUUAUCGCCGUUGCAGGAAUCCAAGAUUAUAGGAAAAGAUUCGCAACAGCCACUCGCAAAACUCGAGCAAUCAAGACAAUCCAAAGAAAACGAUUGGGACACUAUGAAGAAACGGGAGGUGAAGAAGAAGCAACAAUCCAUGAACGAGAGACCCAAACAAGCGGAUGAGAGGAAAUCGCAGAAUCCCGUCGAUAAGUCGAAGGAGAGGCAGAAGAAGGAGAAAUCGAGUCCGCCGAAACAAAUCGUAGAGGCACGCGAUGAAUCUAUGUCAGACCAGAUCGUCGACAAUCCAGACAAAAAAGAGGAAAAGCCGGUGCAGCAGGAGAAGCGAACGAUCGAUUCAGUAGACACGAGCGCACAAGAGAAAAAGCGCAAGCCGAAAAAGAAAAAGAUGGGCAAGACGGGCGGUGAUGAAAUUGACAAAGCGCUAAAAGAAAUCGAGAACAUGGAUAAGCAGAAAGCGAAGUCUCAGAAGGACAAGCUUAAAGAGCAGAACAAGUCUCGAGAAUCCGUUAUCGAGACUCUGGACAAAUCUAAGGAUGAAACGGACAAGAAACAGACCAAGUCCGGCGAAAAAUCCAAGAAAAUCGGAAAAUCUAAAGAAGCGGCGAGAGCAAAAGAAAAUACUCCAGUCAGACAAGACAUAUUGUCGAGUCAGGUUAAAGCGCCAGAUCAAAGCACUCUUAAGGAUAACAUAAAAAUUAAAGAUGAUAUCAAUGACACGAAAGAUUUGAGCUCCAAAGGCGAGGAGAAAGACCGGAAAGGUAGUACCAAAGAGGAGCUGAAAGAUCGACCUUAUAUUACCGACGAUAGCCACGUUAAUCAUAACAAAUCUGACACUAAAACUAAGCACAAAAAUAAAGUAGGCAAGAAUAUGAAAGAAGGUAACGGAGAAAGCGCAGAGAGUACAGUUCAGCAACAAUCGAAUGUUCCGAGCGAUGACACAAAAGAGAAAAUAAAUAUCGUCGACGAAAACAGCUCGACGGAAAUUGCAAAAUCAUCGGACACUCAAAAGGCUCCGUUGAAAAAUAUAAUUGAGAGACCAAGCGUGACUACGAAAGCCGAAAGCACGACAAGACAGAAAGACACGUCGAAGAAGGAACAAUCAUCGAAGAGCAAAACAAAGUCGAAAGAACUGAAGCUUGAAGUCGAGUGUAAUAAUAAGAAUCGGGAGAAGCUGGAAAACGGUGUUAAAGAGAUGCUCAAAAAUAGUCCUCCCGAACCUAACAAAUCGUUGGUUGAUGCUGAAGUCAAAGAUCCUAAGCCAAAAGUACUCGACAGCGCAAAAGUUGUUGAGGUGAACGGCAACGUGAAAGGUAAAGCUAAUUCUCGCAAGAAAGAUAAAACCUCUAAAGGUAAGAUGAAAACAGAGGUCACUAUCGAUCUUACGUCAUCGACAGUGCCAACAAGCGAAGCUUUAAAUGAAACGAAAGUUUUAACGUGUUCAGAUAACGCAGAGAAAGUGAUUGUCUCGAAAUCAGAACAAAUAACCGAAGAAAUUUCGAGAAUUGUAGAGACGCCAACAACAGUUACUAAGGAGACCGAUUUUAAAGAAGUGCCCAAGGAAAUCGUCUUGUCGUCUAAAAUUAAUCAGCAAACUGAAGAAAUAAUACAAACUGAUAUCAUACAUAAGAGUGAUAAAAUAGAUCGCAAUGAAACUGAAGCUAAAGAGUCGAUUGAAAACGAAAGAAUGGAGCAUCGUCAAGCGGACGCUAAAUUAAAAAUAGAAAGUGCAAUGUCUCCAGAGAGUCCGGAGACGAUAAGUGAAAAGAAAGCUUUCAUUAGCGAUACGAACGAUGAAAAAACUGAGAAGCGAGAAACGGAGAAACGUCAGACGAAAACAGGCAAACAGAAAAGAUCUGAUAAAACGAAGUCUAGUACGCAAGAUACAGAUAAACCGAGAGAAGCUAUCGUCGAAGUACCGCUGCCAGUUGAGAGUAAAAAUAAAUCGACCGGGGAAGAGGAUAAAGUCAAGAUAGAAUCUUCAUCCAAAUCUCUAAUCGAGCCUAUAGCGGAAACUUUCGUCCAACCAGCAGAGAAAACACAUUUCGUUAAAGAAGACGUGUCAGUAAGCGACGACAGCUAUCUAACUCAGUCCAAAUCGGAUGCCAAAGACACCGACGUUAAAACGUCUGUUAAAACAGACGAAAAAGAAAUUACGGCGAAUGUUCAAGUUAAUAAACGCGCGCCAGAGGCUACGUCAAAGAGUAAGAAAAAAGGUAAGUCAAAGGAUAAGUCAAAGGACGCUCAACAGGCGCGUAAUACGAAACCCGGGGAAUUAAAAUCGAAGGAUGAAGUCGCCACGACAGAAUUGCAACCUGCGCAACAGAUUGCACCAGUGAAGGAAGAUAUACCACACAACAAAAGCACAGAGUUUGUCGAAACUGUCCCUACGUCGAAUUCAAUCCCGACUGCGACUGUGGAGACGGAAACAUCUGUUCCCACAAAACUUGAAAAUGUGGCUACAAUCGUUCCUGCCGCAGAAACUUUGCUUAAGGUAUUCGAGACUUCUCUAAGGACUGAUAAUGCUGUUACGAAGAUAGAAGAAAAGUGUAAACUUGUUGAAAAUGAAAAACUCGAUCGUUCUCCGCAAGAAGCAGUUGCCAAAGAUGAAGAAGUUAAAGCCGAUGCAAUCGUUAAGGAUUCUUUAAUCAGAAAACUGCAGGACACUGGGAAAUCGAAAGAUCUCGCGACCAAAGAGAGUACACCAAAGCACACAAAGAAGGAGAAACUUAAGUCGGCUGAAUGUGCAGUUGAACAGACAAAACAUUCUCGCGAUAAGCUUGGAAAGAAGAUCGCUCCCAGAGACGUUUCAACGAAGGAGGAAGAAUUUCCGAGACAUGCUACCUGUCCAACAGACCAACGCGAGAUCGACCAAGAGAAAUUGGACGAGAACCAAUCCUCACGUCCGCAAAUUGAAAGUCCUGAGAUCCAACAGACACGAGAAUUAUCAGAGAAGACCGUAGCAAAAACCGAAGUCGACUCCAAGCUCUCGAGCGAUUUGGUCGAAGCCAAAGUAUUCGGGGAACACGAGGAUGAGACGCGUAACGAUAGUCCGCAACCUUCCUCGACAGGGAAAGCUCUGAUUAUCGAGAAAACGGUUACAACAGUUACCACCACCACCAGCGUUCCGGGAUCCGUGAAGGUCAAGCCGCCGGAUGUCAAGUCCGUGAAGUCGGUGGAGAUUUUAGAAAACAUACCCUUACCCAAAAUCGUAGGCUCGAAGGUUACCGAGUUGAUCACUUUGCGCCCCGAGACCGUAGAGGCUAGUCUUACCACCACUUAUGCUAGGGUACCGAGUGACGCAAAUCCCGUUAAUAAUUGCCCGGUGCAAUCGGCCGAUCAAGCGACUAAUUCUCAAAGAGUAGGUUCAACUUCCCUCGCGAGCAUUUUCACCGAGAACAUCGUGACGUGCGACGAGUCGACCUUGUUCGGUAGCGUGCAGGAUAGGAGGAGAGUUUGUCCGGAAAUCUCGAAGGAUCGGGACAUCUCGGAGGGAUCACCGGUGAUCACCGCGCCCGAGGAGAGGAGAGAGAAAUCGAUCAUUGACGAGAAUGAUAAAAUGACGGGACAGGAACAACUGAUUUCAUCGAACGAAUUCGUACAACAGGGAGAUCAGUCGGAAGUAGUUUCUGAGGAAAAAUGCGAGAAGGAUAACACGAUGAGGAAAACGAUAUCUGAUGACACUGUUUUACGGAACGACAUUAUUAUAGAAAAUCAGAAUAUUAAUAAUUCCGCUGAAGAAAACAAUGUCACGUUAAAUAACGAAGUUAACGAAAGUACAUCGAAUAUUCAAAUUUCGAAAGAGAAAGAUCGGAUGGAUGAAGAGAAAAUCAAUGUCGAAGUAGUAACUAAGAAUACUCGAGAGGAAACGACAGAAGUAAAAGUACCAAUUGAGGCGAAGUGUGAAAUAGAACGAGAAGGCACACCCGAAAUUACCAAGGCAAGGAAACAGAUAAUGCCCGAGUAUUUAUUAGAUCUCGUUAAGCCUUAUGCCUUGGACCGUCACGUUUACAAUCACGCGGAAAGUAACUUUUAUCGUUAUUUCAAGGUCGUUAAGGUGAUAAAAGAGCCGCAACCACUCGCUCCUGUUGUCCAAGCAAGGCCGGAGAGUAUGGUGAGAAUUGUGCAGGAAUCAGUGAUGAAACCUGUCGAGCAAUCGAACGAAGAAGAGGCCGACAUUAGUUGCAGAAGGCAUGCUCUUAUCAUGGAGGCGCCGAAAUAUCCUCUCGCCAGUUUAUAUGAAUUCGAGUCGCACUGGAUGCGAGCUAAAUCCGUCGCUGAGAAAUCUUUAUCAAUCUCAUCGGAUGAUACCGAAAUAUCAUUAGACUCCGUAAUAGAAAAGGUGCCACUAGCUACCGAGGGAAAAGCGACAUUGAAUACAGUGAACACAUCUGAACCGGAACAAAUAACGAUGGAGGAAACUACAGCUAAAGUAUUGACAGAUGGUUGCGUCGAUAAUCAAGAUAAGAAAGACGAAAAAGAGAUAAAAGAAGAACAAUCGUCUAAAGAUACAGUGCCCGACUUUGAAGAAGGUACAACUGUAAUUAAUUUAGAGAAAGUUAAAGUGACAGAAACGAAUGAAAGUCUCGAAGUAUCCGCACCUCAAGCUACAAUAAUCGCAGAGGUAUCAUUGUCGGACAAGACGUUGGAUCCAUUAAUCAAUGAAGGUAAAGAUGAGGAGCUGAAGAAUGUAAAACAGACGGUACAUUUAGUUUCCGAUGAUUCCUGGAUGAGUAUGCUAGAUGAACCAAUGAUUAUCGAUGAUGAUUUCGAUGACACAUCUGAACCGGAAAAAAUAACGAUGGACGAAAUUACAGCUAAAGUAUUGACGGAUAGUUGCAUCGAUAAUCAAGAUAAAAAAGAUGAAAAAGAGAUAAAAGAAGAACAAUCGUCUAAAGAUACAGUGCCCGACUUUGAAGAAGGUACAACUGUAAUUAAUUUAGAGAAAGUUAAAGUGACAGAAACGAAUGAAAGUCUCGAAGUAUCCGCACCUCAAGCUACAAUAAUCGCAGAGGUAUCAUUGUCGGACAAGACGUUGGAUCCAUUAAUCAAUGAAGGUAAAGAUGAGGAGCUGAAGAAUGUAAAACAGACGGUACAUUUAGUUUCCGAUGAUUCCUGGAUGAGUAUGCUAGAUGAACCAAUGAUUAUCGAUAAUGAUUUCGAUGACACAUCUGAACCGGAAAAAAUAACGAUGGACGAAAUUACAGCUAAAGUAUUGACGGAUAGUUGCGUCGAUAACCAAGAUAAGAAAGAGGAAAAGGAGAUAAAAGGAGAAUCUUCCAAAGAUACUUUCAAUAUUAAGGAAGUUCCGCCGUGUGGUGAAUUAUCUGAAGGCACAGUAAUACUUGACACGAUUAUCGAUAAUGUACCAUCUAAAGAAACAGAUUUAAUUAUUAAGACUGACGAUUCAAUACCAAUCGGCGAAACUUCAAAAGAGUUCGUUCAAUCGCCCAUAGGAGAAAUUAGUGACACUCAGUUGACGGAUGCUAAUGUGAUAACAGACACGAAUAUACAUGUAGACGAAAUUGUUGCGGAAGAUAAAGUUGAAGUCGUGGAGGAGAAGUCAGGAACUAAAGCGACACCAACAAUGACACCAUCCGUACAUUUGGAGUCUGACGACGCUUGGAUGACUCUCUUGGAGGAAGAGAUAACACUUGAUGACGAUUUCGACAUGCCAGACACUCAAGUGAAAGAGGAAAGCAAAGUUGAGAAAGAAGAUAAAGAGAUUGGAAAGAUGGAAAAGGUCGAACAGCAGAAGGAAAAGAUCGAGAAGGAAAAAGCGGAGAUUCAAGUUUUAAAUAAGACGGCCCUAACCGAAAUUGCUGUGAAGGAUGAGUAUCUUGCCGGCAUAAAAGAUAUUCAAAAUGAGACCGUGAACAAUGAGAAACCAAUCGACAAAGCGAAAGGUCAAUCGAAGAAGAAGAAGGAAUCGAAGCACACGAAAGAUGCGAAAAUAAAGGAUCAGGCGAAGUCUAAAGCAGGAUCCAAGAAACAGAAUGAAGUAGAAAUUAAAGCAGCUGUCACUGAAAGCAAGUCAUUGCCGAUACAAUAUCAAUUGGAGGAGAUUAAAGUAAAAGCAACAGAUGCCGAAACAAAGGAAGUGGAGAAUCUAUUGAUAGCGGACAGGCAGCAGACCGAGGAAUCGGAAUUUCUUCCAGAAGAACUCGCAUCGAAACAAAAGGAGCAGAAUACGGUUUUAGAAGCACACGAGAAACCGUCUCCGAAACGUGAGGAAGUUAAACCGAGAUCUAGGAAGAAAUCCAAGAAGCAAAGCGAGAAAUCUGAAGCUGCCCAAGAUAAAUUAGCAAAACGCGACGGUAAAAUGAAUGACAAUGUCUCUGCCAAAGAUCAAAUCAAAGAGAUCGAACCAAAUGUAGCUGAGGUAUCGGCGAUUGUACAGAAGCAACAGGAUUCACAGGAUGAGAUGCCCAAGUACGACAGUCGAUUAAAUCCGAACGCCAAAUCGUGGGCAGCCAUUGUUGGCACGAAGAGCACGACAGAAACAAUUACAGUUCCCGAAGACGAUUCUUUAAGUAGUCAAAUGUCCACUAUUGUCUGUCAAGAUGCAACUGACAGUGGCCCAAGUGUCUUCGAGCAAAUACCCGAAACACCAAUCGAGCACGAUUCGUGCGAAGUUCUAUUGAAACCAGAAAUAUGUGCAACUCCAUCAAAAACACAAGCCAGUCAAAAUGUCAUUGAGGAAUCGCAGGUGGCAACGGCAGAAGAAGCUGUCGAGCAACCUGUCGUGGAAAAAUCCGCUGAAUCGUCGGAACAACUCAGGGAAGGAAGCAAGUCUUACGCGCAAGUCGCAGCCUCUUCCCGACGGACUUCUCCUCAGGCUUCUCAAGAGGAAAUAUAUCUGAUCAAACCCGUACCGCUAAAGUCUGAUCAUAAAGUGAUCGACGUGAGAGCACCCGUUCUCGACGAAUCGUGCAGAAAUGCGGAUGCGGAGGAAUUGCAAAACCUCUCGGAACAGGAGAUUAUAUCAAUCGAUGAGACAACGACAGUACGGCAAAUUGCUGAUAAUGAGACAAUCGUUGCAAAAUCCACUCCCCAAAUCGAAUCGGUUCCUUGGGUAGAAGAGAUGGAGGAAGAGACAUCGAUCGUUUAUCCUGACUCCCACUGCGCUGUAGACUCGAGAGAUACAGACAUUUCGUGCGCCAAGCCGGAAAUUAACACAUGGGCCGCGAUAGUUGGCAAAAAAUCCGCGGAAUCGCCCGAAGUUAACAACGCUUCUAGUUUCGAACAAAUUUCCCGUAAAGCCGAUCAGAACGUCGAACAGCGACCUCCGACACAUGUUCAAAUUUAUGUGGACAAAGUACCCGAACAAGAGCCUAUUGAGAAGUUGGUACAAGUGGACGAUCAAGGUUUCAUGGAAUUCGUUAAUCGAAAGGAAUUACGCUCCAGACGUUCCAGAUCGCGUUCUCGAAGCGACAAACGAGACGAUGGACAUGUGACUGUAGAAGCUUCAGAUUCGGUUAAGGAUAAAGAGAUUAAAUUAAAUACGGAAUCUCAAAGCGGAGAAAAUACUGCAGCCAAGGGAGAAGUUGAGGAUAAGCAGCCUGCACGGCAACAAGAGGUUGAACAGAAGCAAAUGGACGAAUUGACGACAGUCAUUAAAGAAGAUGUUUCAAAAGAAGAUGUUCCAAAAGAAAUCGUCAAAACGACCAAGAGCAAAGACAAGUCCAAGCAGAAGAAAGAUUCAAACGAACGUAAAAAAGAUGAACGCAAUAAAAAGGACAAAAAACAAUCUGCGGAGAUUAGUGAGAUACAAAGGGAUGAAAGUAAAAUUAUUCAAGAAACAAAAUCAGAACAAGAUGAAGCACCUAAAGGGAAGAGGGCUAAGGCCAAGAAGAACAAGUCCGGCAAAGACUCGAUGAAACAACAACCCGAAAUUAAAGAGCAAAAGGAAUUAAAGAAUAUUGAGGAAACAAUAAAGGAAGAUCCAAAACCUGCUAAUGAGAGCGGAACGCCUGAUGAGACUCAAUUGAAAAAUAUCGUGACUGAAAGUCAAGAGCUUCAAACUAUCGAAGAUCAAUCAAAUAAAGAAGCGCCAGAUAUAGAGAUUGCGCAAGAUAUUAAAAAUAAGGAUACAGAGGCAUUUCCAAGUACGGAGAAGAGCAGUGUUACGAAAUCGAAGAAAAAGUCGAAAAAUAAAAAGGGGAAAGUGAUUGCAUCGGAGCAAACGAUCGAAAAUGUAGCUGAUACCGAGAAAAAGGCAGUGGAUGAAAAUGUGGAGAAGAAAAUAGAAUCUCCGAUAGAGCCAAAACUAGACGACGAAAUAAAAAUAAAACUCGAAGAAGGAAUUGCUGAGAACAUGGUGCACAACGCACCUACAAGUCUGGAAAAUGAAGAAAUUUCAACAGAGAAUACUAACAAACAAGAGAACAUUGAACAGUUGGUUGUACCGGAAAAAAUUACAGAACAGGGAAGCGUCGAACAGAAGACGACGGUAGACAAACCUGAAAGUACAAGUGAACCUAAAGAAUCACAUUUGGAAAAUGUGGAAGAAAACGUUACGGAGCAAAAGGAAAUUGCUAAACUCACGAAAUCGGCAAAACGAAAACAGAGGAAAAAAGCAAAGGUUUCGUCGCGGAACGAAGUAACUGAAAAGAAGGAAAUCGAACCUACUGAAGAGGAUUUCUCUCGAGGUAAAUUUACUGAUUCAUUUAGCGAGACUAACAUUACGCAAGAAGUUAAAGCCGAGGAGGUAGUUAACUUAACAGAUGAAACCGUAAAUAUUGUGCCACUUGAAGACAAAAUAGACAUUGCAUCAGAAUUAAAGAAGGACAAUGAGACGAGAACUGAAAUACAGGCUGUAGAAGUAGAGGAACCUGAAAAAUGUACGAAGAAAUCAGAAGCUGCAGUCGAAAAUGAAACAUCGCUUCUGCAAAUAACUCCGAUAGCGGGUAAACAGGAACAAAAAGACAAAUCUAAACCGAAAAAAGAAAAACGACAAGACGAUGAAACGAUCAAGUCAACUCAAGAGGAUUCUACGAAUAUUCUUGUGACGGACUCUAAGAAGGUUGAAUCUUUACCUAUUACAGAAAAUGCUAAAACUUUAAGCUCCUUUAAAGAGGCAGUAGCACCGGAUAGUCAGCAGAAUGAAGAAAAUAAUGUUGAAGAUAACGUUGGAGAUAAAAAAUUAGACAACGAGCCGGCAGGAAUUUUGCAGUAUCCUGAAGAUAAAAUCGAUACUAAUAAUUUGCCUGCAACAGUGGUAGCAACUAACGAAGAAGAAAUUAAAGAUCAAGAACCACUUGUAUCUUCCACAAAGUGGGAAAUAAAGAAAGAAUCGGCGACAAUCAAUGUUGAUGAAAACAUAUCCGUAAAUGAAGACAAAACGGAUAAAACAAAUAUAUCCAGUCCAAAUAACGAAAUUUUCACAAAGAAGGAAAUAAAGGAAGAAUCGGCGAUAAUCAACGUUGAUAAAAACAUAUCCACAGAUGAAGACAAAAUGGACAAAACAAAUACAUCCAGUCCAAGUAAUGAAAUUCCCCCACAAGCGGAGCCAUCGAGUGACCCGACUGGCACGGUCAUAAAGCAUUCUCCAUCCUUAGAUAAACUAUCCUUCAUCGCGCAACAGUCUUUCGACGACGAGGACAAGCGCGUCGCAAGCAUCGAGCAGGAAAGUCCAAGCUCCGAUCUUUCGAGCGCACCUCCCAAGUCUAAAGUACAAUUCUACAUAGCGGACGAGAUCUUGGUCCUGAAACCCGAAAAACGCAAGGACAUCGUUCCGCCAGAGUCCCUCCUGCAGAAACGACCCGACGACUUCUACAACUCGCGAUUCCUCUCCAUCGACGGUGGCUUCUGGCCCGACAAACGACCCUAUCACGAGGCCGAGCGCGAUCACUUUGAGAACUUAGCCUUGCACACGAAAAAGAAUCUCUCGCGUGAACCCGACGACCGUCAUCGUCCGCGGGACCGCGACGGCGACAAUUCGGGCGAUGGCGGCGGCGGUGGCGGUAGAUCGCGGGAUUCUUGCGGCAAUUCGCGCUCCCUCCUGGGUGCACCCCAGACAGAGCGUAUGGUGGCCGACUUGCCGGGCGGCAUUUGUAGCUGGAGCGAUUACAGCACUUACCUAUCGUGCGAGAGCGAGCGGACGGUGGAACCGGUCGGCCCGCCGCUCAGCGCGACUGAGGAUCCAACGAUCGACUCGGGUUUGUCCUUGGAUUACUCGUCGCCGAGCGACAUUCCGUCACCUUCUGACCUCCUCUUGCCUCCUCCGCCGUCAUCCUCCUCCACCCACGACCAUCCGCAGACCGAGUCGCGCACGGAGUCAUCCGUAGACGCUGAAGUAAGCCCGAGGGAAUGUCCUGCGGUCUCUUCUUCGAGUAGCCUCCAAAGUCCCGAUCAUCCCAGUACUAGCACCUCGUCGUCGACCUUCGCCCAUCUUCGUCCACAAUCCAAACUGCAUUUAGGUAGAGAGACGGGGGAGGAAUCCGUGCAACGCUGCAGCCCGAACGGGGUGGCGGAAAGAGAGACGGCCGAAGGCGAGGCUGAAAGGAUACGCAGGAUCCAGGGCACCGUCGAGGAAGUUCUUGCUUCUCUGCAAGCGAGACUCUCGAAUCUCGAGGGAACGAUGGGUUGCUUACCUCAGGAUAGCAUAGAGUCUAUGCUAUCGUCUCUCAUGACUGUAUUGGCGGAGCUUCGUACCUACGACGAGGAGGCGACGCAACUUCAAGGGCGAUUACGUGAGAUUCCCGCCGACGUCGAGUCUCAAAGGCUGUCGACGGCUUUGACGGGAAUUCACACGCGAGUUACCGCCCUUCUCGAUCAAGCGGAACAGGGGAGGGCAGCCCUCGAGCAGGCGCGAGAUGGCAGGGGAAGACGCGACCAGGAGAUUCGAACCUACAGGUUAUUCCUUGACGAGACGGACGCUUGGCUAAGAGACGUCGCAUCGAAAAUACACGAGCAACACUCGAUCAACACCAACAAGACUUUGCAGGAUGAAUUAGCGAGCCGCGCGCGUCGAGUAUCAGAGCUCGAAUCGCUGCCGGAAGUAAGCGAACUGGCGGCCACGCUGAAGGAAGCUCUCUUGGAUGUAAUCGGUCGUCUCCAGCAAAAGCAGCAGGAGAUCUACGAUGAAGAGGCUCAAGCCGACGACGACGAGUCGACGGAAAGAGACAAUGCUACUCUAGACGAAGCGCCCUCGAUUCACUCCUCCUUGGAAGACGGUCCGCCGUCUUUGGCUGACGUUUCCCUACAGACAGGUCAAAGCUUACUGCUCGACGACGUUGUCGAGAAGAAGCCACAGCUCACGAAACAAACGUCCACGACGCAGAUGCCGUCGACGACUACGUGUCAUUCGCUUACGACGCAGACCACGCAGGCUUUGCUGCCAAGCGAGAGCGCUCAGACGCAGGAGGCCAUAAAGGUUUUGAAAACCACGAAGGGGGAUCACGACGUGAUCGAGAUAGCGACUAAGUACAUGCCGCCAAGUUUCGCCCAGGAAGUAGCGCAUCGGGAACAAUCGAGCAUCCUGCCUGGCGAGGAUAUUGUCGUCGAUAUGAAGUACCAGGACGCAAAAAAAACCGACAGUGCGACGAGCGAGUUGAACAUCGUUCACGCCGCGCCGCAAUCUUUCGAGACGAUUUUGGUUGAGCCAGACGACGUCACUACUGAGGUGGUCGUCGAUGCCGAUGGCACCAAAAGGAUCAUCGUGAGGAAAUUGCGACGCACUACAGUCACCAGCAGACAAACCACUCAGCAGCGCGUAUCCACGCUGUCGACGGCGCUCGGAGACGCGUCGCCGAUGAUGCAGGCUUUUUCGGAGGCCGCGAUGAGGGAUCAGCAGGUCACCGUGACCAGAACCAGGCCGGACGGCACCAUUGAGACCACGACGAGGCAAAUGUACGGCGGUAGAGUUACCACGGCUGCACCUACCGAAGGCAUUAACGUAGAAGAGUACGAGUCCGAGCCACGUUACACGCAUAUGGUGACACAAGGUCAAAUCGGAGAUAUCAGCUGUCAGCCGGUCGAGGAAGAGAUACUGAUGGAAGGCGGUGAAUACCAGACAAGGACUUCGAGCGUUCACGCCGUGGUGCAACAGGUCACCAGACGGGUCAUCAAGAGAACGCGCAGGAUCAUUAGGAAAGUCACCAUCAUAGACGGCAAAGAGACCACCACUGAGGAAGUAAUCGAAGAACCUGAAGAAGUCGAGAUCGAUGAGCAGGACAUACCUCAUAUCAGUAUCAAUGUAGUUAAGAGCGAGGAUCAGAAGACUCUACUCCCGGGAGAGAAAUCGAUUGAAACUAAAGUGGAACAACAUAAAACUACGGGGCCAGAGAUACCAAUGGAGCCUUGUACUCCCGGCAGCCCGAUGCAGGGACCUUUCUUCGGGCCGUUCGCUAAGGACAUGGUGACCACAGCCAAUCAAGCCAAAACAGAGAAGAAGGCGACGGAAGCACCAACGACGAAAGACUACGAUGUCAUGGAAGUUGAAACAUUGGAUAUCGAGAGUCAAGUGAAGGAAAGCGCAGCAUUGCAGGAACCUACGAUAGAAUUGGCGGAUUCGAAAAUAGAAACAACUGAUAUCAAAGUAGAGUUACCGGAAUCUGCGAGAACCGCGACAGGAGAAAGGCUCCCAUCUCCAAGAGGAGACGUGCCGCAAGCUGAAAGUCUGAUCAACGUACAGGCUGACGAGGGCGUCUCUUUUGUGCGCGACGAUGAAAGUGUAGUGCCGAGAGAAACGAUACCAACGGACAAACACGAGCAUUUCCCUACCGAGGUAAAUGGCGUAGGUACACUCACGGUCGAUAGUCAAGCGCUGCUAAUCGGUGCUGAGUGGUCUGACGUUUUGCAGACUCCUGUGGAAGACGUCUCUGUUAGCGCAACACAAGCGGAUAUAAAAUCCCCAUUAGAGCCGGCCGUAACAGAUGAUGAACCGGUGGUCACCAAGGCUACUUGUAAGUCUGACGAUGCACCAGUAAAGAGCGAAACACCCAGUAUCGAGCUAGAGAAUGGCACGGUAGAAGUAGAAACGCACCAUGACGAUAGCAGCACCAUAGAGGCUGGUAAAGAUGUCGAUGUAUUGACUGUUGUAUUAGAGGAAGAGAUUGAGGAAAAGGAUAAACCAGGAAUAUCAGAGAAAGACGCGUCGUUCGAACCAUCCAAGAGCAAAGAGGAAGACACGACAUUGACUUCAUCUCAAAAGUCGCAGCCACAAGAUGAAUCUAUUGCUCCGCCAAGCGAAUCAGAUGCUGUCAAGCCUGAUGAAUCCGUAGAGAUACUUAUCGAGAAACCAAAGAUAUCGCCAGAGUUGUUUAUAAAGGAGGAGGAAGAUGAUUUCAAGGAUGAAGCAUUCAAGCCGGAAUAUAAGCCGGUGUUCCACAAGGUUGAGAUAUCUCUAUCUGUGCGUAAGGAGGACGAGGAAGCAGAGCCUUUGGUGUCUGUUAAGACUCGAGCAGAAAGGCCCGAGAUUGCUCCGUACCGCAUCGUCAAGGAAGAUGUAGAUAUUAGUCUUCCAGCGGACAAAGAGAAGACAGAGGUGAUACAUGAUAAGAUCGUACAAACCAGCGCCUUUCUGACAGCUGAGAAAGAAACAGAGACCUUCCAACAACAGGUGCCAACCGCGGAGAAGGAGGUCGACGUUCACAUUGAAUCGGAGAAGAGCAAGUCAGACAGCACGAGUCAUAAAAGUAGAAAAAAGAAACGACACAAGGCUAAGCCGGAACCGACGGAAAAACCCGUAGAAACGGAAUCCAGCACUUCGAUCGCUACGUCAGUUGCCGAGUCUAUGGAGAUUAUCAUCCCCUCGUCCGACUCGUCCAAGCACGCUAGCGAGCAACCGCAACCGGACGUUGCCGAGAUCAUGAAGUCCAUCACCGAAUCGUCUCUAAGCCUAGAUGAUCAUACCAUACCGGAGGACAACGGAUACCAAGCGGAUGAUAAAACUAUGGAUGAAUUAUCUGUCACGGCAGAGGAUGAGGACACUACGAAGAAGAAGAGGAAGAAGAAGAAGAGACAGAAAGUACGAUUAACUCGAGACGACUCAGGUGAACUGACUCAGGUGCCCAAAUCUAGUAGCGACGAUGCCCCGUUCACAGAUGAUAGUCUUCCUUUAGAGGUUCCCAAGCUAGAGAAAAUGACUGAAGAGGAUAAAGUGCAAGAGGACAAUGCGGCAAAAGAUGUUGAAACAUUAGAGGAGGAAAAAACGAAAGAAGAUGAGAAACAAGAGGACAAGAUGGAAGAAGAGAAAAUCGAGACAACAGUAUCGCAAGAAGAGUGUAUCGUUACGCACAAAGUUGAAUUGGACGACGCAAAUACUCAAACUACCGUGGAUAUGUGCGAUGUAUCGACCGCGCUCACCCCGAAAGCAGACCAGGAGAGUCUCUCUACAUUCGCGCAAACGUCUCCUGAGCCAAUACCGUUGACUCUCGAAGAAGAGAUUCAAACAGCUAGAACUGAAGAGACUCAUAUCGAGACGCAGACGAUCUUAGAACCCGGCCUCGACUUUGGCGCGCAAACUAUCGCGGAGGAGACGCCGGAAGUCGAAGAUUCCGGUGUGCAGACCGCGACGCCUACCGCGCCGCUGAUGGAAGAACUCGCCGUGCAAACCAGCCCGAUAGAAUACGUCCCACAUGCCGUUGUCGAGACGGAGAUGGAAGAUUCCCAAGCGCAAACAGUUCAGAUCGAUAUCCUGUCCACGGAAAUGCAGACUUCGCCCGUUGAAGUAGCUCCUAUGAUAGCGAGCGAGACUCAAACGGCGAUAAAUCCCGUAAUGGAGGUAGAGCAACAGACCACUCCGUCACCGGUGGAAGAGAAAGUUGCUCUGCAGGAGAUGGCUAUUCAAACGUCAUCUCCUGAAGUACCGGAGUCCCUGGAGAAGGACAUACAGACUAGUAUUCCGUCUAGUCCGGAGCAACCAGACGUCUCGCACAUUGAUACUCAGACGAUUGCAGCACCGGAAGCGCUGGCUGAAACAACGGAGACUCAGACAACGCCCGAGGAGAGCCCUCGGCAGAUAGAGUUGCAGGAAACCGAAAUGCAAACUAAAUCGCCUGAACCGACGAUGGAGACCACUAUGCAGACGAGUCCAGUGAUCGUUAGCCCUGAACCUACGCAGGUGUGCGAAGAAUCCGCGCAAACCAGCAUCGAAGAGACGAGGCAGACCACGGAGGAAGAGUCGCAGACCAGUUCGCCGGAGAAAAUCCAGACCUUCGAUACUUCGGUGCAGAUCAAGACAAUGGAAUUGAUACCGCAUGUCGAAGAGAGCGUGCAGAAUAUUCCCGAGACGUGCGAAAUUAGCGCUCAAACGUCACCGAAAGAAGAAAAGCAAACGACCGAGACCACUUCAGUAUCUCAGCAGACUACACAAAUUCCAACACACACUGUCGAGGUAUCUACUGAGGACCUUCAAGCAGAGAUAGGCGAAAUAGUAGACGCUCAGGCUCAAGCUUCCAUAAAAAUGGAGCCAGUUAUCUCGGAGGAGACGAAGAAAGAGGUAGAAGUAGUGUCUACGAAAUUAUUAGAAACUCCAGCAGCACCUGAUGUACAAGUACCAGAAACUGCGAGGUCCUUAGAGGAGGUGAAAGAAGAGGAAAUCGCGGACAAGUCGGAACCAGUCCAGCCGACAGUCGCCCCCACGACGGUUCCAGAGAGUAGCGAAGAAAUUGAAGCACCCGUCGAAAGAGAGACGAGAGAUCAACUACCUGAGUUACCCGCAACAAGAGAGAGCCCCAGGAGGUCAUUGGAGGAUGGCGCAAAGGCGAAGGGAUCUACGACGUCUUCCAUAUCGGAAAAGGAUUCUACUCCGGACACAUCGUUUGAGAUUCACGUUCAAGCGACCAUAGAACUGUCCGCCAGCGAUACGCUCGACAGCGUUGCAUCUGGUAGCAAAGAGUCGCCUGAUACUUCCCAAGAAACCACUAUUGCUGAAGAUCUUAAUAACGAUGCGAGUGUUGCAGAGCACGACAGCAAGACGGCGAAGCGCCAAAGAAGAAAAAGAAAGCAUAAGACCAUGGAAAUCAGUCUGCCGAGCAAGACCGAACUUGGAUCCAUAUUUGGGCAAGCCCAAGUCGAGUCUCAAGAUACUAUUUUGAAGCUCUCCUACAGUGACGUUGCCAAGAAGAACGCCGGUAGACAAACAUCUCCGGUAGGAGACGUCUUAGGCGAUAUUUUGGAUGACGUGGCAUCCGAAUGUACCCCUCAGAUGACAUCUCGAUUAGAGAUAGACUUGAAGUCGGAGGAUAUUGCGUCGAGAACUGUGAUAGAUAGCACGAAGAGAGAUGAAGGAGGCAUUCAAGAUACACCAGAUGAAACUACCUCGAAAACAGUACCUACAUCGACGAUCGAUCAAUUCGCGAUCGACUCGAGUCGCAACAUUCCAGAAGCAACAGCAGUACCUGAAGUGCGAAUGCCUUUCGUGCUUGGUAAACCGACAAUAGAGCCGUUGCUGAUAUCGUCGGACCAGCAAAAAUUGUCCACAGCGCCACUCACGCAAUCAUCACCUGAGCCAAUGGACACCACCGAAGAACCACUGACACCCGUGGAAGUCGAGCAACCUACUCUGAGCAAGGAUGAAACUACCAAGCCGUUUCGGACGGAGAUUAAGACUUACGCUGAAGUGAUAUCUGAGUCGGACAAGAAAUCCACGCCGCCGAGUCUGACUGGCGGCGAAAAAUAUGAGAAGAAGGAGCCGCAUCUGUCCGCUGUCAAAGCACCAUCACCUCACGUUUUGUCCGCAACUUUUCUUCUGAAGGAAUCUCAGGAGUACGGCGUGAAGCCGCAACACCAGGCAAUGCAGGCUACCAGACUGAUUACCGAUCGGGUGAAGAGUCUGCAGAAUACCAAUGAGUCCAGUCACCUCGGCAACGUUCUGCACAUCGCGCACUUGGAAGAAGUCACUACGGAGAGGCUCGCGGAGGAACGCUCGUCAGACGUUCGCAAGGAACUGGCGCAAUUGCGAAACGCCGUUCAAGAGAACGACGUGGUGGUCGUCGAGGAGACGCUCGUCACCGUUGUCGAGACGAUUUCGACUUGGUUAGAGACCAUCGAGUACCGAAUCUUCUUGAACAGGAAGUGCCCGACCGGACCUUCGCACGAAGACGCUCGAACGUUCAUCGAACUGAAGGACGAGGUGAAUCACGUGGAGGAAAGUAUCCGUGAGCUCGAUAAUAUUUGGAAACAAGUGGAGCCGAGUUAUCCGAAGGAGGAACGGGAGAGAUUGCAGGAAUGCGUAGACGCUCUCGAGCAUCAGGUGAAGAUCAUCGAGCAUGUCACCGCUGACGGGGAGAAACACGCGAGCAGUCAGCUCGCGAAAUGUGACGAGUUCCUGAAUGGCGUGAACAAUAUAUACAGAUUGGUGGAGGAGCAACGCAAGCAGCUGGAUCACAUAGUCGAAAGCGAAUACUCCACGCAAUGGAAGCUGCAGGAACUCGACAAGUUGGAGAAUAUGAAUUGCUGUCAUAUGUGGAAGACGAGCAAGCUCGUAAACGCCGCUCGCGAAUUGCUGCGGGAUCAUCCCGGCAAGAUUAUCCCCGAGGAAACAUACAUCGCGCACGAGAUGACGAAGGUCAUCGAACACGGCAUAUCCGUCGAACGGGAGCGUCUUCUUCAGUUGCUCGCCUUAGCUGAGGAGUACGAGCAGACGCUUCAGGAAUUCGCGCAGAUCAUCGACAUCGCGGAAAAUCUACUGGACAGCCCGAUCUCUGUAAUGAGUUUGGAAUAUCUUCAGGAGGAGAUGCAGAAGCACAGAAAGUUCUUUGUCAAUCUGAAUCACUGUCGCGCGAUCCUCGAAUCGCUGGAGGGCAAUCUGGACCCUGAAACAAGAGCUAAACACUCUGGUCUGCACGAGGAACUUCACGGCAGAGCGACGGCAUUGCUCGAUCAGGCGGCUUCAAGAGCGCAACAGAUGGCAUUAGCCACGUCGCGAUGGAUGCUUCUGGAACAAGGUGUGAAGGAAGAGAGAGGCUGGCUCCAGGUUGCGCAUCAACGCGUUCCUGAUCUCCAAACAGUGACAUCGAUCGACUAUGAUCAAUACAUCUCCUUGUAUCAGUCUCUAUCAUCGGACGUAGCGACUCAUCAUGCACGAUUGAUUCAACUGCUCGACGUGGCGCGAGGUCUCCGCGACCUCGUUAAUAUUGAAGACCCCGAAGAUCGAUACGGCGAAGCCCUGGACGUGAUUGUGAAGCUGCAAGAAGACAUCGAGUCCUCUUUGAGAAGGCUACUGGCUUUUAAGGACAACUGGAACAAUCAGGAGGCGCUAACAGAUCGCUUGGAGCAAUGGAUGACGACGGCCGAGAAAGAGCUUGCUGUGUUGCGCGACCCAUCAAGAAGCUCCAUGCGUCAGUUCUGGGAAUUGAAGGCGCAGUACGAGGUUCACAAUAACAUGCGCAACGAAGCGUACAACUACUUCGAGCAAGCCUUACGAGCUGUUCCUUUGGCGGACGAGAUGCUGCAGCGACAGUUCCGAGGCGAGUUGCACGAUCGCUGGAAAGAGGUCAGUGAAAAGAUCAACGAGAUCCAGAAGGGUGUCACUCUCAGUAUGUCGUCGGAGGGGAUCUCGUCGAACGAGAAGCUGAAACUGCUCGAGAGAGAGUUGAACGAGCUACGGAUGACGAUCAACAGUUUCCACGGGGUGCUGAAGACAGAGGAGGAGCUAGAUUUGUACGUUGAGAGGCUCACCGUGUUGUACGACAGGAUCUUCGUGAUCCAGGACGAAAUAGGUCGUUUGGGUCUUCUGCCAGCUGCGGAGAGUGAAAGAGUCGGAAUCUUGCUGUCGUCGGCGCGUUGUAUAGAGAGUCUCAUCGGCGAGGAACUGGACUCGGCGCAGUUGCUUAGAGAGAGGAUCCAAUGUCUUCAACAUGGAUUGAGUCGCUUCAGGAAGGCUCACAAGAGAUUGUCAACGAUACUAGACCAAUGCGAGGGGAGCGAAAAGCAAGGGAGCGAUUUGGUGGCUGCGGCCGUGGAUCGCUGUCAGUCGGUCGCGGACGAGCUGGCGAUUCUCUGGCAGGAUCUGAUGGCGUUGAGACAAAUGCUGCAUAGCUUGCCGACCGGCAUGAGAGUGACAGUGUCGCCGGUGGGCAUCGAAAGAGACCUGUCCAAUGUGCAGGACACGCACACUGAGCUGGAGUCGAGGUGCGCUCGGCUGCUCUCGUUGCUGCACAGCAAACUGGCGUUAUGGCGGCGAUUCGAGAGGCAGCUGGAGAUGGUGCAGCAGUCGGUCCAAGAAGCGGACUACAUGAUGGAGCUGUUAACCGUCCAGGGCUCCGUUGAUUACGACAGACUGCUGAAGGCUACCGAGCGGCUCGAGGGUCUGAGCGGCGAUUUGGGUGCCCGAGAAGUUCUCAUUGGCGAACUACGUGCCGCCGCCGAGCCUUUGCGGGAGAGUUGCGCCGCAGAGGUCCGCGAGAAGGUCGACGCGGCGGUAAAUGAGGCCGUACAAGCUUGGGAGGACACUAGGGCCGAAUUGGACGCCCUUUGCACCCGAUAUCAGCGCGCGUGCAACCUCUGGCAGCAGUACAGGGACUCGAGCGCCGCUGUGAAAGCCUGGGUGGACACCCAGAUGAACAGUGUGGUGAACCUGCCACCGGAGGAAGCAGUCAAGCAGAUCAAGGUUUGCGAGGAGACACUGGCGGAGCACAAGGAGAGACUUGCUGAACUGCGCGGUCUGGUAGCACAGAUCGCAUCAGACGUGGGUCUGGACGCCGGUGGACCGCUGCACUGCGAAGUCGAGGCGCUCGGUCAACGACUCGAGGAUGUUCGCGAAACCUUGUCGACCCUCGCGGACACGGUGGACGCCCGUGUGCUCAAUCAAGAGCUCGCGCGCGGCGAUCUCUGCCAGACGAAAAAUUUCCUGGACUCGGUCCAACAGAGCCUCACGGCGGUGGGUCAAGGUGAGUCGAACGAGCAGCUGACAGUAUUGCGGAAUCAUCUCCUGGCCCUUACGCGAACCGAACCGCAGCUUCAGUCCAUCAAGGAUCGCGCGUUGGACGUGUCCGUGCAAGAGCCGUCGGUGGUUGAGGUGGUGCAACUUUGGCAGCGCGUAUUCCAGGAGACGUUCCAGCAAUAUCAUCGUCUGUCUACGCGACUGAUACGCUCGCAGGAUGUAGUGGCCGCGCUCAAGCUCUGGGAGGAGUACCUGACGCACGUGCAGGACUUCUUAUCCAGCGGUGUGCCGGGUGACUACAACGGGCUGUCAGAGUAUCGGAAUAUCUGCGAGGUACACCGAAAGCUCCUGCCGGAGCAACAGAAUCUCAUAUUGACGGUGCGGCAAGAGGAGGACCGCGACCGAUCGGUCGCCGAGCAGUUUAACGCCCUGACGAAUCUGCACAAUGAAACGCUCGCGAGGAUACUCGAGCGGCACGCAACGGUGCGCGACAGAAUAUCGGCCUGGGAUAAGUACAGGCAAGACCAGGGCAGACUGUUGACGUGGCUGAAGGAGGUUGAGAGGGAACGACAGCGCAUGCACUUGCAGUUCAUCCAUCUGAAGCGGCUGGACAAGAUCCUGCAGAGGAUUCAAGCUCUCCUGGACAAACUACCGUCCGGCGAGGCGCAGAUUGAAUCGCUUCAGGAGCAGCAAGAGUACCUGCUGACCGACUGCGACGAGGCGCUGGCUGUCUCGAUACGCAUGGAACACGCGGCUAAUGUACAGCGCAUCGCUAAUUUACGAGCCGCUCUGGAGACUUGGCGGGAUUUCGUCCAGAGGGUACAGAAACUGCACGCGCAGCAUGUCGAGCAAUCCGGGAUGAUCACCACAACCUUCCAGGAAAUCAGCCAGGCAUUAAGCUCGGCCUUCCACGCAGGCCCGUCGAGUCUGUCCAGGACGAAGGAACAGCUGGAGUCGAUCCAACAUUUGAGAACUCUCCUGGCUGAAGGACAACGUAACAUGGAGUCCCUCGGCGUCAUCACGGAGCAGCUGAGGGAGUGUCUGAGUCCGAGCGACAUGAAGACGUUGAAUCAACACGACGCACUUCUGUCGCAGCAACACGGCGAUCUCGAGUAUCAGUUGGCACUGUUGGCGUACAGGCUCGGAGAACGCUACGGUCUUCACGGUCGAUGGGAGAGUAGGCUGAACAAGUUCCUGCAGUGGAUAGACGACACAAGAGCCAGGAUGCGAAACUACGACAUCAUGGCGUUAGACGAACCUGAGGAGGCCUUGAAGCGGCUCGAUUACGAGCUGCAGACGGAGAUGAGCCUGAAGCAGCGUGAACUCGAGUGGCUGCAGAACACUGGACAGGAACUGAUAGAAGUUGCCGAGGAGGCGGAGAAAGCGAAGUUGCAACAAUCUUUGGACGAAGUCAAUGAGAAGUGGAAUCGUUUAAUGUCAGGCAGUAAGGCGAGAGCUAGCAAGUUGGUCGACUUAAUACACACUAUGAACUCGUUAUUGAAGAGGAUAGCCGAUUUACGAACCUGGUUGACCGGCAUCGAGAGUCAACUGUCCGAGACUUUUAUCAUCGAGAAACCUACGCAGAGGUGCAUCGAUAAAAAGCUUGAGGAUCACGAGCAUCUCAAGACGAGUAUCGAAGCUGAAACCUCCAAUAUCGGCCAAGUACUGAAUCUGUGCGAGAUCCUGUUGAACGACUGCGACACAUGGAAAGUCUCCUUCAACAUGGACGCGAUAAAGAACGGAAUGGAGGGUUUAGAGAAGCGAUGGAAAUCCGUGUGUGUGAGAUCCACCGAGCGUAAGAGGAAAAUCAUGUUGGUCUGGAAAAUGUUGCAGGAGCUGGAUAAAACUAGAUCUGAGCACGAACCUUGGCUGAGCAAGACGGAAAAAUCUCUGUUGGACCUUGAGAAGGAUCUGCUCGAGAUCUCCAAGGAGGAGUCGGAGAAAAUGAUCGAGAGGUCCAAGUCGAUGGCCAAGGACAUCGAGGCACACCAGAAGGCCUUGAAGAUCCUUGAACAAGUAUUCGGACGCCUCGCGAAAUCCGGGUUAGAGCCUGACAAUUUCCGCUCGCUCACCCACGAGACGCGAAAGACCAUUGACAGGUGGUUGGUCCUCGAAACGAGAAUCAAAGCUGUCAUCUCGUGUCUCCAACGGGAACAGAAAACCUAUCGCGAGUUCGUGUCCGCACACGGCGCCGCACUAGUGGGUCUAACUCAGGUGGAUGUCCGACUCACGCAGAUGCAGCAUCUAGCUACGCCCGAGCAGAGGUCGUCCUCGCGACGAAGACGCCAGCAGCUGAGCGAGAUCGAAGAGGAACUCAAUACCCAAAACGUCACUCUGCGAAAGGCUGACGAGCUGGCGCUGCGUGUCAUGCAGGAGAGCAAUCCCGACGACGUGGCCGCGGUCCAGGAGCUGGUGGACGAGUAUCAGCUGCUGUGGAGAGACAUCAAGGCGCGAGUAGCCGCGUUGAAGGCGGAGUUGGAGACGCAGGAGAAAUCGGAAGUCGACGAAGCGGUGCAGGUGGAGACUCUGAAGUUCGAGCAAGACACCGCGGUUCAAGUGGACACCCUACCGCGGCUCGUUCGAAUGACCUCGUGCGACGCUUACCUGAUCGAGCUGGAGGCCGCCUUGAACGAGUGCAACAACGCUUUGGACGCUCUGGAGGCAGCGGUAACACCUGACCCCGUUUCUGGUCCUGGAUUAAACGCGGCCGCUAAGACUAUCGCUAAACUAAUCGGAAGUUGCCAGUCCUCGAUAGAACUGGUACGUCAUCUCCAUAAUCUACUCAUGGAAGACAACAAAUCGAAUUUGGGAGCUGCCAAGAGUAGCGAGGUAACGACAUUAAUAGCUCGAUACGACACACUCAUUGCACUAGCAAGAGCACGUGAACAGCAAAUCAGAGAGCUCAGAUCGCCCAUCACCGAUGCUUACGCUUUUCCAUGUGACCACGAUAGCGGCAGACUGACCUGUCCACUAUGCUCCCGUCGGAAUUGGGCCCAGCUGGACAAUGACCUCUGGCGUUUGGACAAAUGGUUGGAGUUUGCCGAGGGCACGCAAAGCGAACAACACUCGCCGCCGGGCGACAUCGAGCAAUUGGAAGACGUAAUUCAAGAUCACCGGGAAUUCCUGCUCGAUCUCGAUAGUCACAAGAGCAUCGUAGUGAGCCUCAAUAUAGUCGGUGCCCAUUUGGCUGAUCAUACCGAAGACACGGAGCGCGCGAAGGAGCUUCGCGAUCGAUUGGCCGUGGCGAACGCCAGAUGGGAGAAGAUCUGUACAGCUGCCGCACAGUGGCAGGAACAGCUGCAGGUCGCCCUUAUGACGAAUCACCAGUUCUACCGUAUCAUAGACGAGCUGUUGGCCUGGCUCGAGCGUACCGAGAUCAGCAUACGGGCGAGCGAGCCAAUUGAUCUGACCGAAUCUAACGAUAUUAUAGAAGCGAAAUAUAAUAAAUUCAGGGAACUGCGAAGCGACUUGGAACGUUGCGAGCCGCGAGUGAUAUCGCUGCAGGAGUCCGCUAAUCAACUUUUGGACGAACAGACGGAAACCAGAGCGCGUCUACAGGAGCUACGAUUAAGGUUGCAAUCAUUAAGACGACUCACCGGAAUCUACGCUCUUAAACUAGGAGCAGCUCUCGGAUUAGACCCGCGGGAUGUCGGUCUUGCCGCUGCAACGUCGUCUCUCGCGUCUCUGUCACACGACCUGCUCGACGAAGCUGCCUCUGGAACUGCUCAGCCUCACGCCACCGGCACAGAUGGUGACGAAAGGGGUCGAACGGUGUUGGCGCGCGGGUAUCGUUUCCUCGGGAGAGUCCUGCGGAUCUCCCUACCGAUCCAAGCGCUGAUGCUGCUCCUGCUUGGCGUCGCGUCGCUGGUGCCGUCCGCAGAAGAAGAUUACAGCUGUAUGCUGUCUAACAAUCUGGCGAGAAGCUUCACACCGUUAGCCUUUUACCCGAACGGACCGCCACCGGUAUAACAGUGAACAGCCGACUUCCUCGUUUCUUCGCCGUGCCAUUCGACCGACACGAAAUCGAUCCUCCAGUUCGAUCUUCGUUGAAACAUUGACGGGGCGAGCUCACAUCGGUGUAACAUAUGAGACGACGGAAAGUUUGUGAUCAAUUCAUUCACUACCAGCUUAUUUCUCUCUCUGAAGAGAGCACUUUCUGCGAAAUCUGUAUGUAAAAUUCGUACUGCCUCUUCUAAGCUCGCCUCGCUGGUGUUUUCGUUGACCGUAAUUGUGCGCGAAUCGCAGGAACCUUUAUAUAUUGUACCAGCGUUCGGAAUUGCUUGCAUUUUUCAGGUGAUUUUCGAAGUCUACAUCUAUUGUUUUUCUCUUGCCUUUUCUCGUCGAACCUUGCGACUUCUCAGGAUCGUCAAAUUUAUAAAACCUGCGGGAUUUUUCCUAAUUUUGUAAAAAGUUCUCAUUAUGCGUAUUAUUUCAACAUAAUAUUAUAUUUCUAUUUAUAUAAUGUUUCCAUUUACGCUAUCUAUAUGUUUAUAUUAUCACAAUUACAAUGAUAGAACACUAGCUUCAAUAAAGACGUCUCAGAAAUUAGGGAGAAUACCGCAGGUCUUAUGAGAUCGUCGGCCCUGAAGCUGCGGAGCACCGCAGUUAGUCAGUCUCGAGACCCUAGACAAGGAGAAACAAGGAAAAGAAAGAAAGGCGUAGACCCAAAAAAUCACCUCGAAAGUGCAGGUUGCCUCGAGCGUUGCGUUAUACGGUAGUUUUACACACGACGAAUUUCUACGUAAAUCAUGUAACGGACCAAACGGUGACUGAGAAUAUGUAGCCGAGACGAGAUCGCAUUCUUAAUUUAUUGUACACAUAUAGCGCUCUAUACCCGUUGCCGCGGCGCGUGCAAUAUAUUGUUCCCUCCGCGCGAAAUAUGCAUGUUUGAACGCUGUCAGUAUCGUGGUAAAAAUUGUAUUUCGACGAAGUGUUCGUUGCAAGAAACAACUGCCACAGGCGUUGAUCUAGGCGUGCCGCACGAACACGAACCGACGAUUGAUUAUAUAUAUAUACGUACCUUAAACAUAGCAAAAACGACGUUCCACGAUGUUAAGCAGCGACUUAAGACACGAUCUCGCGUGUCAGCAUCGCGCUUCGCGAUUCAUCGCUUUCCGUUGUACAAAGAAUUUAUUUUCGCUUCGGAGCGUGAAGCGCGAUGUCGUGCGCGCACGAUAUACGAAAUAUGAGAAGAAUUUAAAAAAGAAAAGGAAAAAGAAAAAAACAGAUGCAAGAGAGACCUUCUGGAUACGCCCGAACACAUAUAUACGCGUUGAACUUCGUAUUUAACGCGUUCUUAUACCGUAUGCAACAUUCGUGAUAGAGGAUUGACAUAAGAAAUAUAUAAUUGCCUAACUUUAUUUUUUAUACAUUAUGUUUAUAUAUAUAUCUAUAUAUAUAUACAUAUAUAUAUAUCUCAAAGCGUCGCGUUAAAUCAGUUCUCUCGAGAGUGGAACGUUCGGCUCUCCCUCACGUUCUCCCGAUGUAACAUCGGCGGGCAAUUAAUGGUGCUAAUUCGGAGCGCAGCGUCUUCUUGCGAAGAGGGAAAGAAACGACAUUAUAAAGUGGAACAUCGAUCUGUUGCAAUCUCGUUUUGCCUGUUGCAUUAAUUAAUAUUCCAUGAAUAAAGUUAAGGAAAAGUUGUACGACGACUGUGUGAUCUGUUCGUGUAAGUAUAAAAUAAUAAUCAUGGGGAUAAUAACCGACGAUAACGCACAGAAUAAUGUGGGCGCGCGUAUUAUAAUUCAUCCUGUGAAAAUUUAUUGAUUUUGUAAUGCUCACUAGUUACGCUUUCGAGGUUGAGUUCCCUGCUUACUGCACAUUGUGCUUCGUUAUGUAUUUUUAUAAAGAGAGAGCUUAAGAAAGGUGGUGUAUAUCUAUCGGUAUAAUAUAUUAUUAUUAUGAACGUAUCUCUGUAA
Messenger RNA from Odontomachus brunneus, 51900 nucleotides. RefSeq names its product nesprin-1 (gene Msp300). Gene Ontology annotation, molecular function: actin filament binding. Gene Ontology annotation, cellular component: nuclear outer membrane; cytoplasm; meiotic nuclear membrane microtubule tethering complex. The transcript is spliced from 55 exons. Gene Ontology annotation, biological process: nuclear migration. NCBI's taxonomy places the organism in Eukaryota, Metazoa, Arthropoda, Insecta, Hymenoptera, Formicidae. Bases 575 to 49951 code for a protein of 16458 amino acids. The record is from RefSeq and is a predicted model, not a curated record.